Messenger RNA from Apis dorsata (giant honeybee), 53352 nucleotides. RefSeq names its product nesprin-1 (gene Msp300). The record is from RefSeq and is a predicted model, not a curated record. Gene Ontology annotation, molecular function: actin filament binding. Gene Ontology annotation, cellular component: meiotic nuclear membrane microtubule tethering complex; cytoplasm; nuclear outer membrane. The coding region runs from base 648 to 51521 and encodes 16957 amino acids. The transcript is spliced from 56 exons. Lineage: Eukaryota; Metazoa; Arthropoda; Insecta; Hymenoptera; Apidae. Gene Ontology annotation, biological process: nuclear migration.
AAAGAGAAGAAAGAAUAAGAAAGAAGCAGGUUCGCAAUCUUACCUCAGCGCCGAUAAUAAAACGGAAGCGCGGCAAGAAGCGAUAGAGGCACAAGAUGGAGGAAGAGGGAUGAUCGAAGCAUCGAGGGCGGAAAGGGAGGCAUAGGGACGAGGAAAUAUAGAACGAGCAGUGCUAAGCGGAAUCGCGCGAGUGGUAAUCCCGAAGCCGAAAGCUCGAGCAACGCCAAAGUUAAAUAUAAAUGUCGCGGUAACCCGUUCCUGGACCGAUGAACUAGAGAGCGAACCAGUCUCUUCGUGGUCUUCGUCGUGGACCGAACUACCGAAAAUAUCGAACUCGAUCGAUCCAUCGAUUCCGCGCCAUAAUUUCAUCAGGCCACGAUCACCCUCCAUCAUCGAGGCUCAUUUCGCGUGUUUUAAGUUGGGAAACGUGUGGAACGCGUGGUUCGAUGAAAAUUCAGGGAAUCGAGGCUUGAACGAAAAACCGAUCGAAUCGAUCGCUACGAAAUUGUCACGAUUAACGUGUGCUCUCUAUCUGCUUUGGACUACUUACAACGGGAUUUCAUCGAUCGACCGUGUCUGCGGCUCGACGUCUUUUCGCGAUGCUAGGUGAUCGAAGUGCACCGCGAGAAACAUCGAAAUAGCCAGAGAUGUCGCAGCCGCCGUCGAAACCCCAUGGAAAAGCCGGGCCAGGGGGUGGUUGGUCAGCCAGGCCGAACGUAUCUGGCCAGUACAGACCACCAUCUCCUUUCAGCCCAACGGGUUCACCCCAUCCUCAACGAGUUCAUCAUGCUCAUCCUACGUCACCGUUGACGUAUACCGGAACGAGGCACCCGAUGAGCCCUGUCCCGAUUGGAAUGCCAAUCUCACCCGGAAUAUCACCCGUUUUUGGAUCACCUACCGGAUACAUACAGUGCCCUAGACCUAGAUGGCCGUCACCGAUUCCAGUGGCCACUCAAGCGCCUAGACCUUUCAUACCCACACAGAGUUCAGCAGAAAGUGGCGCUACAUCGCCGUUAGCCAGUGGACCACCGGAAUACAUGAUUGGAACAUACAAAUCUGGAGACUACGAGUACGUUGGGAUACCACUGGAUCAUUCGCAAACGGAAGAGGAAUCCAGCGGACCCAGUACCGCGGAAAUAAUAGCCAACCAGAGUCAGGAUUACGUGGACGAGAAACUUGCCGAGUAUCAGGCAACGAUACAGCAGCUUCAAAACGAACAAGAACGCGUUCAAAAGAAGACCUUCGUCAACUGGAUCAAUUCUUAUCUUUCCAAGAGAAGUCCACCGCUUCGAGUGGAUGAUUUAAUCGAGGAUCUCAAGGAUGGCACCCGCCUACUCGCAUUGCUUGAAGUUCUAUCCGGUGAGAAGUUGCCGGUGGAAAGGGGUCGUAACUUGAAAAGACCUCAUUUUCUUAGCAACGCGAACACUGCGCUUCAAUUCUUACAAAGCAAAAAAAUCAAGCUAGUGAACAUAAAUUCGUCCGAUUUAGUAGAUGGACGACCGCCCGUAGUGUUAGGCUUGAUAUGGACUAUCAUCUUAUACUUCCAGAUCGAGGAGAAUACCAGAGCAUUGGAAUAUCUUGGACAAACGUGGGGUAGUCAGAGCAGCUUGGAGAGCCUGAGUACCCAGGGGUCGGCGACCAGCGAGAGAAAACGCAUCAGUAGCGAGAAAUGGAAGCAGGGAGCGAGAAAGACUCUGCUUCAAUGGGUCACCAAUGCUCUGCCAAAGGACAUAAAAGUACGAGACUUCGGUGAAAGCUGGCGCGAUGGCAACGCCUUCCUGGCCAUCAUCGACGCGAUCAAAGCGAAUUUGGUGAACAUCGCCGCCAUGAGAGAAGCAACGAACAGAACACGUCUAGCGACCGCGUUCCACGUGGCCGAAUCCGAAUUGGGUAUCGCCAAACUCCUCGAUCCCGAGGAUGUCGACGUUCCUCAGCCGGACGAGAAAUCGAUAAUGACUUACGUUGCCCAAUUUUUGCACAAAUAUCCGGAACCAGGAUCCGCAGCUUCCGAUUCGUUCGCGGCUGUGCAACAAGAGUACGAUGGUCUGCUCGCUUGGCUUUACGAACGACUCAAAUACUUGGAACAGAUGGGCACUUCCCCGUUGGGUUAUGAUGAAUACGCCGCGGUAAAAGCGGAAGUCGAGCAACAGAGAAUUGUGUAUAAUAAGCUGCAACGUCUUGUCGAAACUCCUAGCAUGAUCAGCAUCACUCGAGAUUCUUGGAGACACGUGCAGAAUCUAUGGAAGACCUUGGAAAUGCUUAUGUUACGCUGGCUUUGGGUCUUAGAUUCCUACUUACCAGGCGAAUUAAGCGUUGUAGGCAGAUGGUUGUGUCGUGCAGAAGAUCUUCUAUUAUCCGACAACAACAUCCCAGAAGAAAUGACAGAAGAAACAGCCAACAUAAUAUCGAAUAAGCUCGAAGAACACAAGAAGUUCUUCCUCGAUCUUCCGUCCAUGACGGAGCGAUUCCAAGCGGCGAGAGGUUCCGAGGCUGCAUUGAAAGUGCAUCCUCAACAACUGAACGAGAUGGCAGCUCGAUUGGACAGCUUGCCGGAUCGUGCCGCCAAACGUAGAAUCCGACUCAAGUUUCUGGAGCACAAAUGUUGCCUUAUUGCUUUCUUGUUCCUAGUCGAGACGAAGUUGAAGGGAUGGAGCGUGAAAUAUGGCACGGAAGAGAGUGUACAUCAGAUGUUGGAGCAGUAUAGAAACUUCGUGUCUCGAAAUAGAAUUUUCCAGGAAUUCCAGAAAGCGUAUUUGGACAUGCAACAAAUCGUCGAGGAUUAUAAACGCGAAGGCAAUGUUGACCAAGAAGAAAGCGCGAAUAUUGACCGUUUCAUGAGAGAGACCAGCGACAAAUGGAAGAGCGUAUCCAUGGAUCUUCGUUGCGUGCAAAGCAUGCUCGAGGAAGUAGUAGCCUAUUGGCGUCGAUGGAACGUCAUCUCCGACGAGUUCGUAACUUGGUUGAAUCGCGCUGAACCUGCCUUGCACCUUCCCGAAGAAGAUAAAAUGGAAUUCUUCCAAGACAUAAGCGUAUGGAAGGAUAAACACCAACAACUAUCCGACACAGUGACAUUUUUAAUUGCCACAUCUGACGAAUCAGUCGCCUUGCAACUGAAACAACGUUAUUCGAAUCUCACGUCCAGAUGGGAAUCUCUGUUCCAAGAAGCGAAGCAAUAUAUGCACGCUGGAGACGUUAUAAGAAAUAGAAAAGAUUAUAGAGCAGGAGUGGAGACAUUGCAGAAAUGGCUGAGAAACGUCGAAACAGCUUUGUCAGCCACUGAUCUAACCACAACUGAAAAAAUUAAAGCUUAUGGUGAGAAGUUACAAAUCUUCCACAACGAGGUAGAAGGGAUCGAAGAUCUGUUCAAGAGUAUCAGCAAGAAGUUUCAAACGCUUAUUCAAGAUUUGUCUCGUGACGAAGUGGAUAAGAUGAUGAAUACUUUGAAGAAAGAGAAAGAAGCUCUGGUCAAAGUACGAGCUUUGAUACCGAUGCAAUUGCAUUUGUAUCAUCAACUUUUGGUCCAGCAAGAGUCUCUAGAAGCUGGUCAGAAGGAAAUAGCUGCCUGGUUGGACGAAGCAGAGAGAAUGUUGACCAAUAUCGAUCUGUCACGUGGUAGGGAACAUAUUCUGGCACAGUUAGAUCGUCACAAAGCUUUCUUUUCGAGAACUUUGUAUUACAAAUCUAUGCUAGAGUCUAAGAACAAAGUAUUCACUAGUAUAGUAAAGUCUGUGGACAGUCACGCUGACGUAGCCACCGCAGAAGGUGGAAGAACAUUGAGAGAAUUGAAUGAACGAUUCAACAGAGUUUCCCAAGCGGCUCAAGCCUUGGAACAACGACUUCAGGAAGCUGUCAGAUGCUGGACCAAAUUCAAAGAGUGCGAGAGACAAGUCUGCGAAUGGCUAUCAGUCGCAGAAACCAUGAUGAAUGAUAAACAUACCGAUAAUAGACGAUCUAUAGAAUAUCAUAAGAAUUUCUUCAGCAAUGUUAACGAGAAAUGGAUUCAAGACUUCGUAAACGCUGGACAGGAUUUGAAAAGUAUUUUGCCUGUCGAACAGCAAGCUCCUAUUUCAGAAGCUGUAGAAUCGCUUCAGAAACGUUGGAAGGAGGUAUUAACUUUCGCUCCUCUUCAUUUGAUGAGACUUGAGUUCCGUCUGGAUGAAGCUACGUUCUUACAAUAUCUGAAAGAGAUUGAAGUAGAAGUGAAUUCAGAGCAGCAGGCUCUAAUGAAGAACGACAAUGUGGAGAACAUACUGCAAAGGAACAAGGAAUUUUUCGUGAAUCGUGGCACUGUACUCGAGGUGGAGAAGUGCCUGCAGACUCUGAAGAAGAUCAGUGAUGCAUAUAGUCAAUUGAAACCUAACGAUACCAGCUUGGCUGAAGCCGCACAACACGCUGAAAAUCUGUGGGAGGAUUCUGCUCAGAGAGUGGAACGUUUGAGGGAACAACUGAAGCAAGUGCCUGAGCAAUGGGCUGCUUAUAAGAAGAAAUUCGACGAAAUGGUACGAUGGAUGGACCAUGUGGACAGUAAUUUGAGAACCAUAUUGCACGAGGUGAACACUUUAGAGGAAUUCGAGACAGAGAAAACGAUAUUCCAGAAAAUAUGCAGAGAAGCAGACAGCAAGCGCGAAGAAAUGAAAUGGUUGGUCCAAACUCUCGACAGCCUGACUUCCAAUCGUUCUGAUCAUGAAGCUCUUUCAGAGCAAAAUCGUUUAGAACAGUUGAUCACUCGUUACAAGAAUCUGAUACCAACAAUAGAGAUUACCAUGACGAAAACUGAUAUUUAUUCAAAGAGUUACACUUAUAGAAAGGAAGUUCGUGAAGUGUGCACUCUUUUGCACAAAGUCAAAGAUCAAUCUAAGAUAGAUGUAGUAGCAGAAAGUCCAGAAACUUUGAAGACCGCAGUCACUCAUCAAGAGAGCCGUCUUAGUCAGCUAGAACAACAGAGAUCAAAUAUCGUGAGCAUGCUACAACGUGGUAAGGAUCUUUUGAAAGAUCAACACGCUCCUCCAUUCGUGUCCUUGGAGGUACAGCAAUUAGAAUCCAGCUGGAAUGACACGUAUGGACAAAGCGUAGAGACCUUGAAGUCUUUGAAGAGUUCGCAAAAGUUGUGGAACACUUAUCUGCAGCAAAAAGAGGAGAUUUUGAAAUUGAUCGAACAAGCUGAAGAAGAAUUAAGAAAAAUCGAAUCGACUACUUAUUACGAUGCUUCACAAGUAUCAUCCGAUCUGCAGAGCAAACAAGAUUUCAGUUCCACUUUGAGAAAAUCUGCCGAGGAGUUGCUGAAAAAGUUGCAAGAGACGUAUAGCCAUUUGACAGAGGUCGCAGCACCGGAAAAGAAAGAAGUGUUGAAAAAAGAGAUCAUUCAUACCGAGAAGAGAAUGGAGACCACUUUGAAAACUGUCCAAGAGAAAGUGGUUUAUCUACAGGAGCACAGUACCAGAUGGAAUAAAUUCCAAACAAAAUUGAACGAAUUGCAAUUGUGGACUCAACAGAGUGCUCCGCAAUCAAUUGCAGAUACUGAGAAUUUGGCAACAACUCCUGAAGAGAUGGUCUACAGAACUGAGAGUUUACAGAAGGAAAUUAUAGAAAGAACUAGAACAUUGAAAUUCCUCGAAGAGGAAUCUCAAAAACUCGUAAAAGGUGGUGUUGAUAGUCUUCCAGCGAAGCAGUUGCGCAGUGAUAUCAUAACACUCGAAAGAAGCAUCGAAACCCUUCAAAAGAGCAUCGUAGCUCAACGUCAAACAGCUGAACAAAAUUUACAAACCUGGAAGGAGUACGAGAAAGGUAUUCAAGAGAUAAAACCUUGGAUCGAAGAAGCAGAAUCAAAAGCAGCUACUAUAGGCAGCAAACCAACCACUCUAGCUCAGGCAGCUCACAUGUUGGAAACAGCCAGAGCAUUUGAAAUACGAUGCCAACAACAUUUUCCUCAGAUUCAAGAUCUAUCUUUGAUCAGUCAACGAAUAACAGGAAAGACAUCAGCUUCCGACGAAGUGGAUGCCGUUCAUACUCGUUGGAACGCUGUGCACGACAUAGCAGUUCAAACGACCACGAAAUUGGACAAGUUGGUUACUUCGUGGAACAGCUUCGAAUCUGAGAUAAAAGAAUUCAACGAAUGGUUGGAAAGAUCCGAGAGAACGGUACUCAUGGAACCAAAUGCCGAGACACCCGAAAUAUCAGUGCUAGAAAAGGAACUGGCACGGUUGAAGGAUUUCAACAAGACUAUAUCUGAUCAUCAGGCGCAAUUGAUAUCGCUAACUCAGGUUUCUGAUCACAUCAGCCACGGAUUAUCCUUGGAAGGAGCGACUAAUUUGAAGGCUCGAGUCUCGGACAUUAAAGCCAGAGUCAGCAAGCUGGCCGACACGGUUAGAUUGCAGAUCAACCGUGUGUCCGACUCGUUGUUAGCUCGCCAAGAAUUUCAAAUGAAAAUCACCGAUUUCGAGAACUGGAUGUCGCGAUUGAGAUCCAAUAUCGCUGAGAUCAGCGAUGCUACUGUCGAUACGGUUGACACGAAUCUUCAAGCCGUGCACGCAUAUAUCCAAGAACAUUCUGAAAAGCAGCCAAGCUUGGAAGCUAUCUGUCAAGAGGUGAAGGAUAUAUGUCCCAAAGGAUCUAUGCAGGCGACGGUUGCCUUGGUUGAUACUUAUACCAAUCUGGAGAAAAAGUACAAGGCUCUGGGAGAUGAUUUGCAACAGAAAAAGAAAGGAUUAGAGAAGUGGAUAGAGCUAUUGAGUUGGUUGAACGAUGCCAAUGCUCAAUUGAGCCAUUGUAAGUACGAAGCUGAAGCUAGAAAGCCUACCAUCGCUGAUUUGGAGAGAUUUUCGUCCGAAUUACGGAUUAUUUAUGACAAGAUUGAAACGUGGAAACAACAUGUUUUGCCUGACAGCGCUAUUGGAAUACAAAUUAGGGACAAACAGGGAAAACCUCUUUCUGCGUCAGGUUUGUUGAUCGACUUGGAGAAUAAAGCAUUGUCUCUGCAAAAUGAAAUAUCAGCGAAACGCGAUAGACUGGAAAAUCUUGGUGCCAGAUGGAACAACUUCAGAACAUUGCAGCAAACUAUCACUGAGAAGAUAUUGAAUACGCAAACUGCUCUUCAAGAAACGGUUUAUAAUGUUGAUUCAUGCAAACAAUUAGCUCCUGCUGUGGAAAAGAUCGAUCAAUUAAUCGAAGAACAUCAGAAGAGGGAACAAGAGAAAGAGAUCCUCCACUUUGAAGGUACUUCCUUGAUGAAAGAGGAUCAAAGAUCGACGACUAAUAUUCAAGUAGUUCUAUCCUCUGUCGAUGCUAAUUGGGAGAAGGUGAACGAGCUUCUUCGAGAACAGAGGAAGAAAUAUGCUGAUAUGAAUACAGACUGGAAAGAUUACGAAGAAGCCAGACAAAAGGUGGAGAAAUCUAUCAAAGAUGCAAUUAAUUUGUGUCAAUCGGUGAAAGGAAUAUCUUAUGAUAUCACUCAAGCGAAUAUUACUUUAGAAAAGCAUAAGAAAGCUUUGGAUGCGCUGAAGAAAGGCAGACAUUUCUUGGAUAAAAUGGAUUCGAAAGCACAGCAAUUGACGAAAGAAGCAUCCCUCAUGCCUAGAUUCAAUUCUGAAUUAAUCGAAAAUGAUUUGACAGAAGUUCGACAACGAUACCAAGAUACUUACAACGAUAUCAGUGAGAAAUUGCAAGCCUAUGAGACUCAGGUGAUCAUUUGGAAACAGAUAGAAGAAUCGAAGUCUGAACUCAUCAAAUGGCUCACUAAUACAAACGAAGCGUUGACCACUGCAUUCGAACGUUUAAUGGAUGCUGAGAACUGUCAAGUAAGAUUGAUAAGAUACAGAGAGGAGUUGCCUGGUUAUCAGCAAGUGUAUCAAAAUAUCGUGACGAAAAUAGAACAACUUGUAAAAUUGAACAACAAUUCUGACAUCCCUACUCUGAAUUCCUUGCAUCAGUUAUUAGACGACCAAUUCAAUGUGGUUAAAACUUCAGCGGAAAAAUUAGAAUCUUUAACAUCUACUUUGAACGAGAGAGAAAGGACAAUUAGACAGGAAAUGAAGCGAUGUGGUGAUUUGAUCUCGAAGAUCAGAGAAGAUAUAAUCAAGUGUGACGAUUUGACUGGUGAGAACACUAAGAUUCUUGGUCGUAUCAACAAAUGUCAGGAGCUGAAAACAGAAUUAGAGCAAUGUGACUAUACUUUGUCCAAAGUUGAAGAAACAUUGACGAAGAUUUCUACAGAGUAUCCUAGUAUCUCCAGAUCGAGUUUGCCAAAGGAAUUGCAAGCGCUUCAGCUUCGAAGAGACGGCGUGGCCAAUCAUGCUAACAAAGUGAUAGCAACACUGGUAGCAUUCUUGACUAAAUUAUAUCACGAAAAAUUUGGAGCUCUUCAACGUAUGGUUGUAACGCUCAAAGAGAAAGUAGCUUGGUGUGAACCUGAGCAAAGCAGUGAUCGUUACAACUUGGAGGUAAAAAUGGCUUCGUUGAUGGACGUAGAAAUUGGAAUCGCCGAUUGCAUAGCUAGAAAAGAGGACACUGACAACUCCUUAAAGCUUCUAGCAUCCGUAGAAAGUGCCGAAACUAUGGCCGCCUUGAAGUCAGAUCGUGACAAAGUUGAAGUCGACUUGGAAUCAUUGAAGAGCAGUUAUAAUAAAAUUAAGAAUGAUCUCGAACGAAAUAUCGCUCUGUGGCAACGUUAUGAGCUCACUUCCGAGAAUGUGCUGUCCUGGCUGAAAGAGAAUGAGAAUAAAAUCAGAGCAGAGGCUUCCGCGUUGCUCAAUUUGGAUGACAUCGAGCAGAAAAUCGCAGAGAUGACCGAAAUGCAGAAAAGUGUGAUGGAAUAUCAAAGCGAACUGAAAGAUUUGACUGUUUUGGCCGAAGAUAUCACCAGGGUUAGCUCCGAAUCAAGAGUAAAUCAAUACAUCAGUCACUUGAACACGCGUUACGAUUACGUGUUAAAGUUUUUGGCCCAACAUUUGGACAGACUUCGAGAAUUGAAGGAGAACAGAGAUCAAUAUGUGGCUAACAAGAAGAAACUCGAAGCUUGGAUCGAGAAUGCAGAGAAAACAUUGAAAGCCUACGAUGAAAUCACUGGUCCAAAACCUAUAACUUUCUACCAAUCACGUUUGAAAGAAUUGAAAGCAUUUGCCGAGGAACGAGAAGUUGGACAAGCUAUAUUGAACAAGACAGCGGAAGCUGGCGAAGCUUUGUUUGCUAGAAUUACACCAGAUCAGAGAGAAAUGAUAAGGACGGAAUUGAGAAACUUCCGUAAUCGUGUGGAUGCAAUGGCGGAUCGUUCUAACGUGAUUUAUAAAAAAAUAGAGAGCGAUAUGAUGCACAGAUCUUCCUUCGAAGACAAAUUCUCUCAAGUGAAACAGUGGUUAGCAGAUGCUCAAAAUAAAUUAGGAGAAAAGCAAGAUUUACUGCCAACGUUACAAGAAAAGAAGCUAGCUCUUCAUUUGUACAGAGCCGUGGCACAGGACGUUACUGUUCACAAGAAUAUUCUUCAACAACUUCAAGAUAGAUUAAGUACAGCACCAGACGAUGAUGCGAGUGAAAUGUUAGGCAACGUGAUCGAGGCUUAUGAAAAACUGUCCAACGAAGUCGAAGGGCGAAUUAAUAUAGCGGAGAAACACGUUUCGAAUCACGAGGCUUAUCUUCAAACGUUUGAGAAGACUCGAGAUUGGAUCAACACGGUGAUCAACGAAGGAACGCCGAUAGUCGAGGAUUUUUCAGUGGAACGAGAAACAGCGCAAAGUAAAAUCACCACCAUCGAGAAUCUUUUGCAACAGAAAGCGGAAGGGGACCGAAUCUUGGCUGAUUGUAACCAGCAAUUGAAUAUUGUCUUGGAACAAACCUUUAUGCCAGGUCAUCCAGCUUUGUUGUCCAAUUUUGAGCAACAAAAGAAAAUGUGGGAAGAUUUCUUGAAGCGAUGCGUGGCAGCUAGAGACAAAUUGAAACAUAUGUUCAAUCAAUGGUCCGAGUUUGAGAAGAUCGUAGAAGGUUUGGAGGCCUGGAUCAAGCAGAUGGAGACCCAGUUGAAGGAUCAAAGUUUGAAGAGUACGGAAGAAGCAAAGAGAGCUCAUUUGCAGAAGUUGAAGUCCUUGGAAGAAAGUAUCAUCGCGAAAGGAGCUGAAUUUAAUGCCGCCAUUGAGAAGAGCCAGAGCAUCGAAGCUGAGGCAGACCUAGUCACAAGAGUCUCGAGACAAACCACUAAAUAUCAAGCUAUUAAAAAUCAAAUAAAGGAAGCUGUAAUGCGAUACGAACAAUUUGUGAAAGAGCACAACACUUUCAACGUGAAAUAUAAUCAAUUAUUGCAAUGGAUCACGGAUAUUAAAUCGGAAUUGAAGAAACACAGUGAGAUCGUGGGUGAUUUAUCCGUAUUGCAGAGCAGACAGAAGCUCAUUCGAGAUUUGGGCGAUACUAGAACGAAGGAGAACGCUAGAUUCGAAUCUGUCAUAGAUCUUGGAGAGAAAUUAUACGUUCAUACGUCGCCUGACGGUAGAGAAAUCAUCAGACAACAAUUGAGAAAUUUGAGAACCUUGUGGGAUGGAUUCACCGAAGAUCUACAGAACACUAUGCAAAAAUUAGACCAAUGUCUGAUGCAAUUCGCCGAAUUCUCUUUAUCUCACGAGCAAUUGACAGCUUGGCUUCGAGACGUGGAACGCGCGAUGCAUCAACACACAGAAUUGAAAUGUACUUUGGAGGAGAAACGAGCACAGUUGCAGAAUCACAAAAUUAUGCACCAAGAAAUCAUGUCUCAUCAAUCUUUGGUAGAGUCUGUUUGCGACAAGGCGCAACAGUUGGUAGAUCAGACCAAGGAUACUUCUUUGAACGUCUUUCUACCAUCUAUUAAGCAAUUAUUCCACAACAUUGUGGCAAAAUCAAAGGAUUUGUUAGAAAACUUGGAUGAUUGCGUAGAGAAACAUCAUAGAUUUAAUUUACAAGUGAAAAGCUUUUCUGAUUGGUUGAAUGGCGAGAAAGAUAAGCUUGCUGAAUGCAACGAUAUGACUGGAGAAAGAACGGAUAUUUGCAGAAGACUUGCCACUUUGGCCAUAUUGAAGGAUGAUCAGAUGCAGGGUGCUGAGCAGCUUGGAAAAUUAAAGGAACUUAGCGACACGGUUAUUAAGAGAACCGCGCCGAAAGGAUGGGAUGCUAUUAAUAAGGAGAUCACUAUUUUGGAAGGCAAUCUUCGUCAAUAUCUAAGUGAAAUAGAAUCAGUGGAAGAUAAGCAAAAAACAGCAUUGCAGAAAUGGCAAGACUUCGAAGAUAAAUUGGAAACGCACACAAAAUGGUUCUCAACGAUGGAAGCUGCAUUCAGAGACCAACAGUUGCAGCCUACUUUGCAAGACAAGGAAGCUCGUUUGCAAGCAUUGAAAGAGAAACGUGAUGCCAUAUUAAAGGAAGAAUCGAAGAUAGACGAGUUCAUUGAUAAGUCUCAUAGUUUGCUUCAUGCAAGUGGGGUUGAGCGUAUCAAGCCUUUGAUCUCCCAAAUAAGCAAUAGAUAUCAGUUAUUGCACGUGCUUAGUAAAGAAGUAGUGACUAGAUGUCAAAGUGUUGUGGACGAUCAUAGAACGUAUGAAGAGAAACUAAAGGUCGUAGAUGCUUGGCUGACUCAAUUAGAACAGAGUUUAGCCAAUUUGAAGAAAGACGAGACAGGUGGAAAUCUGGAAGAGAAAGUAUCUCGUCUGCAGAUAUUGUUGGCUGAAAAGGAACAAGGUGAACACAGAUUAGGAAGUUUGAUAUCAUUUGGAGAAAGGAUUCUUGCUGAUACAUCGGCUCAAGGAAGAGAAAUUAUUCGCCAUGAGUUGAGACAAGCUCGAGAACGAUGGGAUAAACUUGUGGAAGGCAUAGCCGAGCAACAGAAGAAGCAAGAUGCUCAAUCUUUGCAAUGGACCAAUUAUCAAGAGACUCUGCAACAAAUUUUGACCUGGUUGGAUACUAUGGAAAGAUCAGUGAAACAGGACUCGACGAUCACUUGGUCUUCUCUUCAAGAAAUUAAAUCCAAAUUACUGAAAAGCAAGGGAAUGCAUCAAGAAAUUUUGGCUUAUAAACGUAUCAUUGAAGGCGUUUCAGAAAAAGCAAAUGCACUAUCGUACACAUCUCAAGCACCAUCAGACGCUCAACAAAAAGCUGCUUCGGUUUCUGGAAGAUACGAGGAUUUGGUCGAAAUGUCACAGAAAAAUAUAUCCAAUUUGGAAACUCUUCUAGAUACUUUCCAGCAAUUCUACGAUCUACAAAAAUCUUAUCAAGAUUAUCAGAAGCAACAAUGGGAGCAAUUAGCCAAUUACAGCGACUAUACUGGCAACAAAGCUGCCUUACAAAUUCAAUUGACUAAAAUCAUGGAGCUUCAAGAUGGCCAGAGGGAAGGAGAAUUGAAAUUAGAUAUUCUCAGUGAACACGUGUCUCAGAGUGCUCAUAAUUUAUCACCCAGAUCAUUAGAAUCUAUGGAAAGAGACUUGGCUACGUUAAGAUUCGAGCACAAAAAGUUCGCCACAGCUGUAAACGAUAUUAUUCGAUGCAUCGAAGAGAGAAUUCAACAAUGGAGCGAAUACGAGAACUCUUUAGAACGUUUAUUAGCUUGGUUGACGGAUGCAGAAUCGUCUUUGAAGAAUUAUUCUCUGAAGAACACUCUCGAUGAGAAGCAAGAGCAACUUGAAAAGUAUCAGGCACUACAAAAAACCGCCUUGUCGUGGGACACGGAAGUGACGGAACUGGUGGCCCUAGGAGACCACCUGGAUCAAAUGUUGAUCGUGAAUCUACGGCAAAAUGAGGCAGAAUUCGAUAAGAUGAGCGACGAAUCUUCCGAACUGAUGCAGAUUAGCGGUGAAACAAGAUUUUCUGCUAGUGUUCAACAAAUCACUUCUCGGUUCCAAUCUAUUCAAGCAACUGCUAAAGAAUUAGUUAAAAAAUGUGAACAAGCAGUGGCGGAUCACGCAGCCUAUCUUGAACGUUACAAACAAUGUUCCGAAUGGCUGGCAAAUACACGAACUACUUAUCAAUCAAUCAAGGAUGACUUUAGCGGUACUCGCCAAGAAUUAACUUCGAACGUGGCAACCUUAAAAGAUCUUCUAACUCGACAAUCUUCGGCAACUCUUUUGAUCAAUAAUACCGUCGAAGCUGGAGAACGUUUGUAUCCUACCACAGGCAUGGAAGGCAGAGAAAUCGUCCGCCAACAAUUAUUAGACCUCCAACGAGCUUUCGAGGAGCUCUACGACAGCAUUGCCUCCACUGAACGAGAGUUGCAAUCGAAGAUAUCUCGUUGGUCCGGUUUCGACGAGUCCAACGAAUCGUUCGACAAGUGGCUGAGAACUGUCGAGACUCAAUUGAAACCAGAAAUCGAGUUGAAAACCACGUUGGACGAGAAACGAGCCCAAUUACAAAUUUAUCGUUCCUUUUUGCACGAUAUCCAAUCUCAUCAACAAGAUCUACUCGAUCUUCGAGACAAGGCUGACAAUUUGCCGGAUUCCACGGACAAGGUGCAUCUGACGCUGAAGAAAUUGAGCGAGAGACACGCAACCGUGUUGAAACGUGCGGCUGCUUUCGUCGAAAGAUAUGAAGGCAUCGUUAGUGAUCAUCAACAGUACAGCAAGGCUGUUCUGGAUACCCACGAGUGGAUAGAUGCGACUCACAAUGCGGUUAUUCUUUGGGGUGACACGGAACUCGAACGUGUGUCUCUUCAUACUAAUCUGGACAGAUUGAGGAACUUAUUGCAGGGUUUACCAGAGGAUAAACCAAGAGUGCAACAGAUAAGAACACUAGGCGAGAAAGUGAUUCCAGGCACGUUGGAGUCUGGACAGAUAAACAUUCGAUCUCAGAUCGAUUCCUCGCAGCAAGAGUGGGAAAGUCUGGUCACUGCGGUGAAGUCUACUAUAGAAACACUGGAGAAUAAGCUUCAACAAUGGAACGAGUUCGAAACGUCGAAAGAACGUUGUUUGGCUUGGAUGAGAGAAACUGACACCAAGCUUCAUGCGGUGGACUUGAAGGCUACCUUGCAAGAGAAGAAAGAUCAAUUGGAACUUUUGAGAACUCUUCAGGGACAGGUGCGUGCGAAAGAAUUGGAGAUAGACGCUGUUACCGAGAAGGCUCAACAGCUUCAUAAGAAUAUCACGUCUCGUACCACUCAUAUGUCGGAAUUGAGCAUCAAGUAUCAACAAAUAUCGAACAAAGUGAAAGAUUUGAACAGUCGUUGGCAUCAAUAUGUGACUACUCAUCAAGAAUUCGAUAAUCAAGUGGCAGAGUGUACUAGAUGGUUAGACGACAUUAGGAAGAAGUUGGCCUAUUGCUCUGACUUAGGUGCAUCCUCUCAGAAAGAUUUGGAGAACAAGAUGGAGAUAGUGCAAGACUUAUUAUUGUACAAGGAAGAUGGGUUCGCCAAGGUACAAGGUAUUGUGGAAUUAGCUCAGGCAGUCUUGGCAAACACGGCUCCAACUGGACACAAAGCUAUCAACGAUGCUGUUGGAAAGCUGCAAGAGCAAUGGAGUGCUCUGGCCUCGAAGAUGUUGGAGACUAAAACUAAUUUGGAUGACUCUAUCAAUAAAUGGGCUGGUCUUCUAGAACAGAUACAAUCGAUGAAUAAGACGGUGGAUUACAUGCAGUCUGCUUUGAACGAGUUCAUGCCUUUCCAAACUACCAUGUCUGAGAAGAGAUGUCAACUGGAACGUAUCAAGGCUUUAGAAGAGAAAGUUCGAUGUGAGAAUAUUGAAGUCGAUAGUCUGAAGAUCAAGGUCGCUGAGAUGAUCGCCAGUGGACCUCAAGGGUUAGCUGCAUCACAGGCACAGAGCAUUUUGAACAGAUUCGAUACGUUGUUUGAAAAAAUCAAGUCUUUACUGACCGAACGUGAAGAACAGUACAAGGAUCAUAGAUUAUACAAGGAGGCGCACGAUGAUAUUAUUAAUUGGUUGAGUCGAGCUCGCGAGAAGAUUCCAUCUAUGAAGCAAAGACCUUUAAGCGAUAAAUUGGCUAUCGAAAACGCUGUGGCUCCACUGGAGAGUUUGUUGAACAAGAAAGCUCAAGGAGAAUUGUUGGUGGAACAUCUUCAGCAUACUGGGAAGGUUGUAUGCGCGAGCACGAGUCCUCAAGGUCAGGAAAUUAUAAAGAACGAGGUGAAAGCUUUGACUCAGAGUUUCGAGGAACUUUUCAGAGAAAUCAAGCAACAAAAGGAUCAAUUAGAACAAACGGUGAGCCAAUGGCGCGAUUACAAGGACGAGUACGAAAGAUUAAGCGAUUGGUUGCAGCAAUUUGAUAUUCUCAUAAAGGCGCAAAAGAAUUCUCUAUUACCAAAUGUAGCUGAGAAGGAAAAACAGGUGCAAGAAGUGAAAGAGAUAUUGGAGAAUUUGCUGAAAGGACAGGAACAAAUCGAUAAAUUCAACAAGACAGCGUCCAGUCUACUUUCGUCUCACUUGGACACCUAUAUAAAUAACCAGCUUCGACACUUAAACUCGCGUUAUCAGGUUCAAGUAAAUCUUGCCAAAGAUGUUCUCAACAAAGUCGAAACCAAUCUAGCUCAGCACAAAGAAUACGAAGCUAAUUUGGAAAAGACACGUGCCUGGAUCGAGAACGCGAAACAGAUUAUUCGAAAGGGGACAGAAGCAGCGUCGACUAGCAGCAGAGAAGAAUUGCAGAACAGAUUGGACAAUAUCCAAGAGUUGUUGAGGAAACGGGAAGAGGGUCAGAACUUGGUCCAUCUGACGGUGAAUUGUGGCGAGAAAGUGAUGAGAAACACUCGGUCGGACGGGCGAGAAGAGAUCAAUGCUCAAUUGAAAGAGAUCCAAAAUGAUUGGGAGAGAUUGGUGAAGAAGAUCUCGACGACGAAAGUGCGUUUGGAAACGAGUCUUCUUCAAUGGGCUGAUUACAGCUCGUCUUAUCUGCAAUUACAGCAAUGGAUCAAUGAUAGAGAAGCUAAAUUGCAACAAGUCUGCGAACAGAAGGUAUCUAAGGCUAGAAAGGGUCUGGCUGGAUUGAGUUCCUUGGCUAUCGGAGAAAGGAAGGCGAAUCUCAGGCAAACGAACAGCAUCGUUCAAGAUAUAGUGGCGUUCGAACCGAUGAUUCAAUCGGUUACAACGAAGGCCGAGGAUCUUCGACAGGCCACACCAGCCACGGAAAUUUCAAUCAAAUAUGAAACAUUGAGUAAACAAGCUCAGGAAUUGUAUGCCAAACAGAAGGAGACUGUAGAGCAACAUCAAGCAUUUAUAGACAGUGGAAAUGAAUUUAUACAGUGGAUAAGAGCUGCCAAGGAGAGGCUUGGUAAAUGUUCCGAGCCUACUGGAGAUAAGGAAUCGUUGGCGAACAAGAUCACUCAAUUGAAGGUACUGCAAAGUGAGCUGCCAGAGGGUCAGAAGAAAUUGCAACACGCCUUGGAGCAAGGAAACGCGGCAUGCCAGAUCGCGGAUGAGGAGGACAAAGAGAUUAUUGAAGAGGAAGUGGCGUUGUUGCAAGAAGAGUACGAUAGCUAUGUAGACUCCCUGAACAACACCAAGAGUUUGUUGGAGGUAGGAAUAGUGAAAUGGACGGAGUACGAAGAUCAAUUCUCAGAAGCUACCGAAUGGCUCACGCAGACGGAACAGUUGGUGCAAUCGUUCAACAAACUUCAGGAUAGUUUGGAAGAGAAGAAGAAUGUUCUCGAACAGUUCCAGAUCCACUUACAGACUUUGUUCGACUGGCAGAAGGAAUUAGAUCGAUUGAAUAUGAAAGCUCAGAUGUUGCUGGAAACUUGUGCGGAUACUAGAAUUUCUAACGCUAUUACUCAAUUGACAACCAAGUAUAAUGCUCUUCUAUCUUUGGCCAAAGAAAUAAUGAGACGUCUCGAGUUACAUUAUCAGGAACAUCAACAACAUAAUACGUUGUAUCAAGAAUGUCAAGAUUGGAUAGAACGAACACGUGACAAAUUGAGCGAGUGUAAGGAACUUCCAAGCACUUUAACCGAGGUGAACAAUAAAUUGCACACUUGCAAAGCCAUCAGACAAACACUGGAACAAGGCCAGAACAAGCUGCGUUAUGCUCUCGAACUGAAAGAAAAAGUGAUCAUGAACACGGAACAAAAUGGCGCCGCAAAGAUUCAAGAGGAUACAGAGAAUCUGAAGACGGAGUUUGAGAGAUUAUUAGUGAACGUGGAAGACAUAAGACAGAAGCUUUCAGCUAGAGCAAGCGCAUUGGAGGAAUUGAACAAAAUUCACCGAUUGACUACAGAUUGGAUCGAAGAGAUCGAGGGUAAAAUUCAACCAGGUGAAAUGUACAAGAACGAUCUGAGCGAAAAACGAGCGGUAUUGGAGAAGUAUAAGACAGUUCAGAGGGAUAUUCAAGGUCAUGGUGAAACCGUAGACCGAUUGAAAGCUCGUUUGGCUGAAGAUUCCAGUAUACCUAUUGGUCCUUAUCAAUCCACUAUUGCCAAGUACGAUGAAUUGACUAAAUUGAUCGCUGAAAAGAUUAAGAAUUUGGAAGAACAAGUGAACGAUCACGAAAAGUUCCAACAAGCUCACAACGAAGCAGCGGACUGGGUUCGCCAUACAAAGCUGGAACUUCAACAAAACUGCGACACUCAUGGGGAGAAGGAGCGAAUCAUCGAACGAGAGAACAAAGUGAACCAGAUCAUAGCUUCCCUUCCCAAAGGAGAGAGUUUGAUCUCGAAGGUGAUCCAACUCAGCGAUGGUGUGAUCGCUAGUACAGGUCCAGAAGGUCAGGAAACCAUCAAACAGGACAUGAAACAACUGCAAGCAAACUGGAAAUCUCUACAAUCUCAGUGUCACGAGUCCCAGAAGACUUUGUUCAAUUGUAUCGCCAGUUGGUCUCAAUUUACAACUGCUUUAGACAGUAUGAAGAGAUGGAUAGAUCAUUUCCAGAAGAAGGUGAACGACGAACAAUCGAAAGAGAACAAAACUCCGGAGGACUUGGUCCGGUGCAAAAGCCUCGUGGAGGAAGCUAUCCAACAGAAACCAGUUUUGGAGGAUCUGAACGACAAAUGCGAGGCCUUGCUGGAGCUGAGCGCUUGCAGCUGGGCUCGUGACAAGACUGUGCAAUUGCAAUCUGCUUACACGUCUCUGUUGACCGAUAUGCAAGGUCUUGUUUCUCGAGUGGAGAAGAAUCUGUCCGAUCAUACCGAGUUCUUGAAGGCGAAGAAGGAAAUGGAAGAUUGGUUGCGCAUUGCUCGAGGCUCGGUACAAGAUUGUAUGGGCGUUGGAGAUGCUGAAUGGGCUAAGGAUAAGUUGGAAACUAUCAAGAUCGUAGCAACAAGAAUUACCGAGGGUCAACAUUUAUUGUCAACAUUGCAAACUGCCUUCACGAAAGCCAUAGACACAGCUGUACCAGAGCAACAGGAUCAACUGAGAUCAGACAUGGCGGGACUCCUUUCCAGCUGGGAACAGCUCAGCAUCGAUUUGAACACCGUUCAAGCUCAACUUAAAUCCCUGUUGCAUCGCUGGGACGAUCAUUCAGAAGCUCAUGGAAAAUUGAAACGAUGGUUGGAAGAAACGGAGAAUAGUAUGCAAGACCUUCCGGACACGAAAGGAGAAUUCGGUGAUAUGAAGACCAUGCUUGAACGUUAUAAACACAUCCAGGAGGAAGUACGCGGCAAGAAGACCGAGUUGGAUCAUUUAAUGGACGAAGCUAGCGAAUUGUCGAAACUGGCGAAGAAAAACACGUCUCUGGAACGAACGAAGGAACUGUUGAAACGAUGGGAGAAUUUGAGCGAAAACGUCGACGAGAGGAAGAGGUUGAUCGAGAACGAGAUGCAGGAAUACAACGCGUAUCACGCAGCCUUGCAAGAGACGGAGAAGUGGCUGUUGCAAAUAUCUUUCCAAUUAAUGGCUCACAAUUCUCUCUACAUCACGAACAAGGAGCAAACGGUGUCGCAAAUUCAGCAGCAUGAAAACCUGCUCGCGGAAAUCGAGAAUUAUACGAGUGUCUUGAACGAUUUAAAGUUGAAAGGGAAUGGACAGAUCACUCGAUACGUCGCUGUCAAUCCCGAAAUUAAAACGAUCAUCGAAACGCAAUUGCAAAAUGUUCAAGAGAGCUACAACUCCUUGUUGAACACGGCAUUGCAAAUAAAGAAACGAUUGGCGGAAUCGUUGGUCAAAUUCCAGGAGUACGAGAACACUCUGGAGAGUAUUAUGAAGAAUUUGGACGCGUAUGAACCGGAAAUCGCUCAAGAAAUGGAAGCGCCGUUGGAUACUCUCGACGCAGCGAAACAGAGAUUCGAAAAUGCUCGCACGUUGCACAAUAAAUUGCAAGGGGAGAAGACAAGGCUUGCUCUGGCUGUCGAGGCUUGCGAGGCUGCAGUGGCAUGUGUCUCCAGACCCGGAAGUCCUCUGGAUGCGCCGCCUGUGCAGAUUCCGGCUAGGGAAGUCGAAGUGAGAAACAAAUUGGAGGAAUUGAUCGAUCAGGCGCAGGGACACUUGAUGAACGUAACCAAGGCUCUAAACGAGUUGGAAGAGCAAACCCGACAGAAGAACGUUCUCCGUGCGUGGAUAAACCAGCAAAGGGCUCUGUGCGCCGAAUGGAAAUCUCGUCCAGCGAAAUUGAGAUCCGAAGCAGCUCUUGCCGAAUUGCAAGCUAUGAACGAUCUGCUUGGAAACGUUGGAGAACGUCGAACUCACGCAUUGACAGAGCUGUCUCUUCACGAGGACGAUCAGGAUAUCGAGGAGGGAUUGAACAAAUUGGAAGCAGAGUUGACGGAUGCCAUCGCUGGGAAACAAGCGGCGCAGGAUCUGAUUCAGAAGUAUAGGACACAGGUGCAGAACAUGCAAUCGUGGUUGGACACGUUGUCCAAAAAGGUGGACGUUAUCGAGAAAGGGAACGGGCAGACGAUUGGACAGAAGAUAGCUAGCGUGAAAGAGAUCACGACCGAGUUUGAGUCCCAAGGGCCCGGAAAAUUGAACGAGGUGAAGACUUUGAGCGAUCAGGUGAUGGAUUCGGUGAGCAAUCUGGAUUCUCAGCAAAUAGAAGAGCAAAUUAAAUCGGUGGAGAGACGAUACGCUGAUAUAGGGAAGAAACUGCAGAGGAAGGCGCAAGUGUUGGACAUGACUGCUCAAGGUAUUGAAGCUACGAGGCAGGAGAUCGAAGAGAAUAGAGAUUGGAUUCAGCAAAAGAAGAAGCAAGCUCAGAUGUCCGAGCCUGUUGGAUUUGACAGCAAGCAGGCAGAAGAAAGGCUUCUUGCUUUGAAGGCAAUGUUGAAGGAAGCAGAGGGAAAACAAAUGGUGAUCGAUACGUUGGAGAAACGAGUAGGAAACAUGCAGAACGAAUUAGAGUCGAACGAGCAACAACAAUUGGAAAAUGAAACGAAAGCUUUGCGUGGUGAACAAUCCCAACUUUGCACGAUUUUGACAGAGGGAAUCUCUAGUGCCACGGCUGCGGCUGAUGCCCGUCGUAAGUUCGAGGCUGAUCUCGAACGAGCACGAAGCUGGAUCAAAUCGAAGAGCAACAAUUUGAAGAAAUUGAGCGGUUAUCUCCCUCUAAAGGCGUCGAAAGUCGAGCAAGAUAUCGUGCAACACGGUGAAUUGGAAACUGAUAUCGAUUCGUUCAGCGAGAAAGACCUGAACGACAUUUUGAAACAAGGAAACAAUUUGCUGAAGGAGUGCAGCGAAGAGGAUCGUGCCAGAUUGAAUAAGAUCUUGGAUGAAUUGAACAAAGACUACGAGGAGCUGAAAAGUGAGGCACAAGAGAAACAAGCUGCGUUGGCGGAUCUUCUUCAAGGGCGAAAGGCUUUCGAGAGUGAAAUAGACAAGUGCCAGAGAUGGAUCAAUGAAGCUGAAGUUGCUACAUCUUCGGAUCUGAGAACUUCCAGUAUUGAUAUUCUAAGAGAGCAACUGGCUAAGUACGAUCGUUUGAAGAAAGAGGCGAAGGAGUACGCAGAUGAUAUCGAGAAAUUAAUGCAACAAGGAAAAUCGAUUCUUCCAACCGUGACCGAUGCCGAUAAGCUCGAAUUAAACGAACAGUUGCAAAACAUGAAGGAAGCUCACGGUAGAGUUGCUGGAAUAAUAAAUGAAAGAGCCCUCGCCCUUCAAAAGAGCAUCGACGAAGCCGAAGAAUCAUUGGCACGAGUAGCUGAAGCCAUUCAAUACAUGACAGACGUUCAGAAAGAACUUCACGAGCUUAACAAACCUAUUGGUUCACGCGUGGAAGACGUCGAGGCUAUGUUGGAUGCAUACGAGAGAAUAUUGAACGAUUUGAAGGCGAACAAGGCGAAAUUGUCCGAUUUACAGUCGAUCAACGUGGCUGAUCUUCAUGGGGUAUUAACUCAGCAAGAUGAUCUCAUGAAAGCUAUAGAGUCCCAAAUUGCGAAACUUCGCCAGUUACUUUUGUUACGUCAACAAUUCAUCGCUUUGAUCACAGAGAUAACUACUUUCAUAGCUAAAUAUACGGAGAUCGUUCGAGAUAUCGAGAAUUCUGGUCAAACAACGGAGGAAAAGAUCAAAAGGUACGACGAUGCAAUUCUGAAGAUCCAAGAAUGCGAAGCUACCCUCGCCAGUGCAACGGACAAGGGUCAACAAAUCGCAGCAGAAGGCUCAACUGUGGAUAGAAACAAUAUAACGGAACAACUGCAAUCUCUGAAACAACAAUUACAAGGUCUGAGAAGAGCUGUGGAAACUCAAAGGGAGCAGCACGAAUUAGCAGCAGCGGAACACAAGAGAUUGGCGAACGAAUUGGCUGAGAUUCUCGAUUGGUUGGAGGACAAAGAGAAAGAAGUGAAAUCUAGACCUCUUCUGGAAAGAGAUCCAAUCAGUGUGGAAGCAGAAUUGCAAAAACAUAACGAGCUCUGCGAUGCAGUCAACGAACAUCUCGAUAGAAUCAGAAAUUUGAAGAAUUCUGUUCCCCACGAAGAAGGAAUGCCUGGUUCGUUGAAGGAAAUGCUGAGCGAGGCUGUCUCUCUGUUGACCUCUUUGCCCAGAGAAAUGGAGGAACGUGGAAAUUAUUUGGAGAGCAACAUGAAGCUGAGACAAGAGUAUGCUGCUCUUACCGAGAAACUUCGAAGUUGGGUUCGAGAGGCAGAGAUUCGAUUGGAAAGUGACAAGGAUGGACUCGAUUUCGAGAACAUCCUGAGCGAUCUCGAGGAGCACAAGAUCUACUUCAGCAGCGAGCCAUCGAUUCGCGAAUUGGUGUCUCAGCAAAUUCAGCAAGCCGGUGACAAAAUUUGGCCUUCGUUGAACACGUCUGAGCAAGAAGAAUUAAGCGCGGAACAACAGCAGCACACCCAAUUAUUGAAAAACACGUUGAACACGGCGAAAUCUCAACGCGCCAGGUUGGAACAAGGCGCUGAAACGUGGAGGGAUUACACGCAAACCUUGGAACGAGUCCGGGCUGUGAUAGCGAGGAGCAGAUUCACCGACGAGCCUGUCACGACUCUGGCUGGACUGCAAUUUAACAUCCAGAAGAUCACGCACGCGCUCAAUGACAUACAGAAUCAACAAUUCGAAUUGGAUCUAUUGAUCGAACGCAGUCAAGAAGUGCUUCGAUUGGCCGACGUUAAUAACAAGAAAACGAUAGAGGCGCAGAUUUCUGAGAUCAGUGCGGAAUGGAAAGAGUUGGUUUCCGGGUUGGAAGGGCGAAGGGAUGCCCUCGAGGCGUUGUCGAAGCAUUGGGAAGAUCUGGAGGCACAAUGGUCGCUUAUCGAGACUAAAGUGAAUGCUAUCGAGGAGAAGAGCAAACUUUUGGACACUGUGGUUCGUUCUAAGCAACAUUUGCACGACACCAUCAAAUCUCUACAUGAGUUGGUAACGGAAGCGGAGAAAUUGAAACCGAUGGCAGCGGAAGUGAAAGCUUUAUCAGGACCUGUUCUAGCAUAUCUGGCUGCCUUCACAGAAGCUCCAGCUCAUGCUCUCGAGGAAAAGCUGAAUAAAUUGCAGAAUUCCGUCGAAUCGCUCAUCGACACCCUGCAGACGAAAUCCAAGAAGGCGGACGAGGACUUGGAAGCGUUCGAAGGCACCGAGCGUGAGAUCGAUCAGCUGAGGAAGCAUCUGAACGAGGCGCGCGAACGCGCCUCUCAUUUGUACAUAUUCGGGCCGGAUCAGGACGCGACCGAGGAGGAGCUUGACGAGCUGCGUUGGGCUGUCGAGCAGCUCCUCGAGAGCGGGAAAAAGUUCUCAGGAAGCACUAAGGCGCGGUACCAAGCUAGCCAGCAGCUGGUCCCCAGCGAUCUUGCCCAACACCUGACCGCCCUCGAACUUUGCGCCGAGGCGACAGCGCAGGCCAUGGAGGAGAAACAGAGGGAGCAGAAGCGCGCGAGAACCGUCAGAUCGGAUUAUCUGACCGAUCUGGACGAGGUUCAAGCGUGGAUCAGGCAGGCCGAGUUGAAGGUUCAGGACAGAUCGAUCGAGCCUGUACCUCUCAAGGAUCAAUUGAGGCAGGUGCAAGAGGAGUUGGGCACGAUCAGCGACAAGCUCGAACGAUUAACGAGAAAUGGCCGUACAAUUGCGGAGAACACGAGGGACGACACGGAGAAACAAUUGAUCGACAGCACCGUUCACAACGUGACCGAACAGUUGAACCAAGUGAGGAAUUGGUUGGACGAGAGGAAACAAGUGGUGGCGGACACCAUUGACGCUUGGCAGAGAUUCUUGUCGUUAUACGAGGCAGUGAGGACGUGGACCGAGGAGAAGAGACAAUUCUUGGUUGAGCCGUUGAAGCUCAGCACCCUCGUGCAGGCUAGGCAGAGGCUGCACGAAUAUUCGACAGCCGUGAAAAGCUGCAAACAGAUCAACAAGAAUCUCAGUGACAUGGGUAAGGAGCUCGAGAGUAUCGGUCAGGUUUGCAGCGUGGGCGACUUGCCCGAGAAAUUGCUCGAAGCUGAAGAAGCUAAGGUUCAAGUCGAGGGUCAACUGUUGGAGAGGAACGCGCUGCUGCAAGAAACUAGCGAGGAAUGGGAGCAAUGCGAGCGAAAGAUGAAAGAGGUGAAAACGUGGAUCGAGAAAGCGAAACAGAGUCUCGAAUCGCCGCAGAACAAAAAGAAACCGUUACGGGAUCAGCACAGCAUACGGGAGAAAAUGCUGAGCGAUAUCGCGAUACAGAAAACGAAAAUCGGUAUAUCGAUGGAGAAGCUCCAGGUUCACUUCCGGUCGGGGAUCGGUGGCGAUAGCCGAAUCGGCGAAACGGUUGACGAGCUACUGGCCGAGUUAGACAAUCUUCACGCCAACGUGAAGGAACAGACCACAGCGUUGGAGGGUUGUUUAGCUCAGAUCGAUCAAUAUCAACAGGAGAUACAACAAUUGAGGCAACAGAUUAUGCAGGUAGAACAACAAUUGAGGACAGUGCUGAGUCCGACUUACCUGUCCACCGACAAGGAGAAGGCGUUGCAGGAGCAACAGCAGAGCCUGCAGCAAAGGAUGGACGAUUGGAGGCAACGCGUCAAGACAUUGCUGGAUGAAAUAUACACCGUGGACCCGUACUAUGUACAAAGCAACGAGACAAGGUUCGUCAAUCAGGUCUCGUACGCGGACAUCGCCGCUGGUCGCACGAGCCCCAAUUCCAGGGGCUCUAGCCCCUUUAGAAACAACCGGGACGAGGCUGCUCCUACACCUCUCUCGAUUCAAGUGCUUAGACCGACUGCUCAAUUCUCAAGAUCCGUGGAUAUCCAGAAACCCGUCGUUGAACCGGUUCGCGAUGAAACUCCGCCUAGCACCGCGAGAAUAGAAAGCAGAGGCAACGAGGAACGGGCGAGAAUCGAGGAGCAGAGCGAACAGAAGGACUCCGAGAUGAGAAUCGAAAGCAGAAGACACGUUUCCAAGAUGGAUUCGGUGGAUUCUAGAACGAGGAGUCAGUCGAGGAGGGCUGGUUCGGUUAGAAAUGACAGCGAUGAGGCUGUGAGGGAAUCUAGGGAGAGAAAUUCGUCCGCGGAGAAUGAAAACGAGAUGGAGAUUUCUACAUCGAUGGAACAGAAAAAGGAAUCGUUGGUACUUAAGAACACGUUGGCGCCUAAGGUUGAGAGGAGAGGAAGAUCGGCUAGUCCCAUUUGGGUGCCUGGAUCUACGUCCUACGCGGAUAUCCUUCGUGGAAAUAGGCAAAGUUCUCGCAGUCCUUCGGUGGAGGCUGGCAAGGACGUUAAUAUGAUUGGUAGAGAGGUCAGCGAGACUGUGGUCGAAGAGUUGUCUGUGGAAACGGUUCAGAGUGAGAAGUUGGAGUUCAAUGUGCCCAGACUCGAAGUGGAGGAAGAGACGGAAGUUCAGGAAGCUGUUGAGGAAGAGGCAAACGAAGAGAUAGCAGUAGAGAGUUACCAGUCUGUUGAGGUAAUGGAUGAAGACGUGGCUGAAAUCGUAUCUUCUUCCGUGAAACCCGAGGAAUCGGCAGAGGCUCAAACCAGUUGGGCUGAUGAGAGCAUGGAGGAGUACGUUUUAUUGAAUGAGAAGAAUUACAAGAAUAUUGCGGGAGCACCGCAACAAGUUCAAGAAGUGUACAAUUAUAUUCAACCACCUCUUCGACCAGCGAUUCCAGAAUUGGUUGGAUUCAUUGGAUCUCAGGUAGCUUAUCCAGUAAGUUCUUACGUCUACAUGCCGGCUGCAUCCCCUCAGCAGAUGGCUCUUCCUCAUUACACCGAGAGUCAGAUAGCAUUCCCGUCUGAACAAUACGUGGCACAACCUAGUUACAUCCCUGAGCCAGAGAUUUAUCAGCAGAAUCUGUUGCAGAAACAGAGACAACCGCAUCAAUCUAAAUACAAAAGUAAUCCAAAGAGCGCUCCAAUUAUCAUGCAAAAUGUGGAAGAGAAAUGUUUAUCUUGUCAGAUUCCUCAAGCUGUGGAUAUUCAGCCUGUCGUACAACCUAUUGUCCAACCAAUACAGAUAGUUGAAGAGAAAUCUGUGGAACAAGAACAGCCUGUACAACAGCCUGUGGAACAACAACCUGUGCAGCAAUCAGUGCAACAAUCAGUGGAACAAUUAGUAGAGCAACCUGUGGAACAACCUGUGCAACCUGUUUCCCCCGCAACACCAUCGGAAAGCACACCGGUGAAGACAAAAAUAAUCACCGAGAGUAAAACAUUCUCCUACGCUCAGAUCUUAUCACAGGGUCUCGCUCCUAAACCGUCAUCGGCCGUCAGUAGUUAUUCUCCACCAACGAGCGUUCCAUCGACGACAUUAGCCUCGAAACAGGUGAAAGAGCGUUCGUAUUCACCUGUGAAUUCGACAACGUCCUCGGUGCACGAGACGAGUCCUCCUCAGGAGGCGAGGCAAACUCGAGAAUCGUCGGUAAGUAAACAGGAAAGCAAUUGGGACGUUACGAAGAAAAGGGAGACGAGGAAGACUCAUCAGGAGGCGCCGAAGACGAAAAUCCCGGAAAAGAGAGCUAGAAGAGGGCCCGAGUACUCGAAAGAGAAACUUCAAAAGGAGAAAAUUAAGAUUAAUGUGGAGCAACAGAAACAGGUAUUCGAAACGAAAGAUGAAAUUGUCGUGGAAGAUACUUCUAAAAUAAAUGUGAAGAGUAACGAGGUUGAGAUUAAAAAGGAAAAAGUGGAAGAUGUUCGAUCGGAAAAGAGAGUAGAUGUCGAAAAGACGAAAAAGAUCGAAACACAGAAACAAGAUGAAAAGCAAGAGGUUCAGGAGGAGAAGCAUGAUGUUCAACAGAGGAGCAGAUCUCAGGAAAAGAAACGAAAGGGAAAGAAGAAGAAACCGGAGAAGUCGAUGGACGAUGAGAUAGACAAGGCUCUGAAAGAAAUUGAGGAUAUGGAUAAACAGAAAAAGAGGGAUAAAUCGAGGGAACAGACUAAGAUUAAGGAUACGAUUCAAACUGUUCAAACAGAAAAAUCUAAAGAAGAUAAUGAAAAGAAAGGCGUGAAGCCUGGCGAGAAAAAGAAACAAAAUAAAUCGAAGAUGGAGAAGGUUAGAGACGAAUCAGAAAUUGCAAUGAAUCAGACUAACGCGAAAGAACAAAUGAAAUCGAAGAAUGAUACGAAAGAAAGUAAAGAAGAGAAAAAUAUUGAGAAAAGGAAUGCAAAGGAUGAAGCUAAGAUUUCUAAGGAGAAAGUUGAAAGUCGAAAGAGCGAGUCGGAAAAAAGAUUUGAAAUUAAAAUCGAUUCAGGUAACGAAAUGAAGAAAAUUGAGACGAAGGAAGAGAAAGCGCAAAAAGAUUCUGCUAAUCUAUCGAAGAAAAAGCAAAAAGGUAAAGAACAGACUGGUAUGGUGAAAGAUAAGUCUAAUAAAGAUAGUGUGAAAUCUACGAAAAUUGAAAAUGAAUCUGAACAAAUGAAAAAAGCGAUAUUUAUUGAAGAUAAAGCAGAAAUUCAAAAAGAGAAAGACAUUAAACCAGUUGAAAAUAUUGGAAAUUUAGAUCAAUCACAGAAACAAGAGGAUACGAAAUCUAUAAAACUUAUGAAAUCAGAAAAAAUAUCUGAAACAAAAGAAUCAAAAGAGAAGGAACCUGCGAAACCUAAAGAACAGGAUAAAUCGAAAAAGAAUAAAAAACAGAAACAAGGAACCGAGAAUGAGAAAGAUCAGACACCUAAGAAACAGAGCCAACAAAAAGAAGAAAAGAAAAUAGAUCAAUCGAAACAGAAAAAAUCUGUAGAAAAAUCAGAGAUAAUAGAUAUUAAAUUGGAAGAAAACAAAGAGAUUAAAAUAGAGGUUGAUGUGAAAGCACCAAAAGAUGAAAAAGAGAAAAAGGUAACUGGAAAAGAGAAAGAAAAGAAAGCUGAAAGUAAAGAUCGUAAAAAGAAAGAUACAAAACCAGAAGUAGCAUUAAAAGAGAAAGAAGAACAGAAAGCUGUAAUAAAUCCAUUGAUUAGUGCGAUAGAAUCUGAUAAAAAAAUUGAAGAAAAAGAAAUUGAUAAUAAAGAUUCGAAGGAAAGUUCUACACCAAAGAAAGAAACGAAAAAAGCAGGUGAAGCAGAGAAACAGACAAAAACAAAAGGUGGAAAGAAAUCUAAAAAGGAAGCGGAUGUUAAUCAGAAAUCUGCUGAGAUUAUCAAAAAAGAAGAGACGAUAGUCGUUACAGAUAAACAAGUUAUUGAAGAAAAAAUUGAUGAAAAAAUUAUUAUAGAAGAAUCGAAAAAAGAACAUUUGAAACUUGAAUCAGUUGUACCAAAUACAGAACAAUCAGAGAUGAAAAAACAUAAGAAAUCUAAAUCACCAAAAAGAGGAAAGAAAGAAGAAAGUUUAAAAUCUAUAGAACAAAAAGAAAAGACAGAGAAAAAAGAAAUGCAAGAGGAAACGAUAAAAUUAGAAGAAAUGAGCGAUAAAAUCGAUACGAAAGAAAAGUCUAUAAAAGAAACAAAAGAAGAAGUUGUUAUCGAAGUUAAAGAGGAAAUUAGUGCAGUUCAAGUUGAAGAAAAGAAAGAAAAAGAUAUAAUCCUAACAGACAAAAUUGAAAUACAGUCUGCUAUUGAAAAAAUACCUGAAAAGAUUAUUGUUGAAGGAAGCAUGGAAACAUUUAUAAAAACUGUAGAAAUAGCAAAAGAAACUGAAAAAAUUGAAGUCAGUGAUACGAAAGAGAAAAAGGAAACACCUCCUCCUGAAAUUUCAAAAACAGAAGACCAACAACCAGAGCAAAAGAGUGAAAUGCCAAGUACACCAUCAAAGAGUAAAAAAUCAAGUAAAUCAAAGGAGAAACAUCCUGUCGAAAAAAUAGCUCCACUUUCUAUAGUUCAAGAGCCUAAACCAAGUACACCAAAGAGUCAACCAAGUACACCAAAAUCCGAUAAAAAGAAGAAGAAGAAACAAGAGAAUAAAGACAAAGAUAAUAUUGAAUCUCCACAAGCAAAACAAAAGACAAUUACUGAAAAACCUCUCAGUGACGCAAAACCAAUCGAAGAAUCCAUCGAAAUACCUGAUGUUGUUCCCGAAAAAUCUAUUUUUGAAGAGAAAGAAAUACCAACGACGUUGCAACCUGAAAUAAGUCCAAUAAUUGAGCCUGAAAAAGAUCAAAUUAUUGAAUCUAAUGAGUCAAAAUCUGUUUCGCAAGACCUGAUUGAAAAAUCAAGUACAGAAGAAGUUCCAUCUCUCUCAUUGACAGAAGAGAUUUCAAACGUCACAGAUACUGGUUCGCCAGUCGAAGAAUCAUCUUCGACGUCAUCGGGCAAAGCAUUAAUCAUCGAAAAAACGGUAACCACGGUGACGACCACGACCAGCAUACCGGGAUCUGUCGAAGUGAAGCCUCCGAACGUGAAAUCCGUGAAAUCCGUAGAGAUCUUAGAAAGCAUUCCCUUACCUAAGAUCGUAGGCUCCAAACCCACUGAAUUAAUCACCCUACGUCCUGAAACAGUAGAGGCUAGCCUAACAACCAGAUAUGCUAGGGUAUCGGAUGAAUCAGCUGUUGGUAUCCCCUCGAAAGAGUUUUUAGAUACGUUAGUGGACGAGUCGAAUUUCGAUUACGCGAAUUAUAUCAAUCUCGUCGAAGACGAUCAACCGAUUUUGUUCGGUAGCGUUCAGGAUAGGAGGAAAGAUCAUUCUGGGACUUCUUUGUCUGUAGAAAACGCGAAGGAAGAACGAGAGGUCGAUGAUUUAAAGGAGGGACAGGGUAUUGAUGCGAAGAUUUCGCAAGAUACAUUGAGCGAAAUCGAGGGUAAGAUUGAAAAGGGUGAAAUAAUGAUUAAAAAAGAAGUAAACAUUCUUGGAGAAACUGAAAAUGAGAGAUUCAAAGAUUCGAGUGAGUUAGAGAUAGAGAAUGAGGAUAAAAGUGUGGAAGAGAAGCGAGAAACAAAUAAAACUAUGGAAGAGCUUCUUUUUACUGUUGGAAAGGGAGAAGAUGUGAAGAAUGCUGUGGAAGAAUUGUUAGAAGUUGAAAGAAAAGCUAUGGUAGUUGAACAAAAAAUUGUAGAUAUCGAAAAACAAGAAGCUGUUUCUGUUAAAUUUGAAGAUAGUAAAUUUAAGUUGGAAGAAAUUGAAAAUAAAACAACUUUGAAUGAAGAAAAGGUUGGAGAUUUAGAAAAACCAAUUGAAGUUCCUGUUAAAACUGAAGAAGUUAGCAGUAAAACAACUAUAGAAGAAAAAGUAGUAGACUCUGAAAAAGGAGUAGAAGUUCCUGUUGAAAUUAAAUCUAUAAUGAAAGAAGUUGAAAGUAAAAUAACUCUGCCUGAAGAAAAAAUUGCAGAAUUUGAGAAGCCAAUAGAAGUUCCUAUUAAAGUUAGUGAUGCUAAACUUCAAACAGAAGAAAUUAAAAUUGAAGAUAAAGUAGAUUCUGAAAAACAAGAAAGAAUUGAAAUUGAAGAUUCUAAAUCUAAAAUGAAAGGCAUUGAAGAUACAAAUCUACUUGAAGAAAAACUAAUAGAUACUGAAAAACGAGAAGAUGUUUCUGUUAAGCUUGAAGAUAUUAAAUCUAAAUCGGAAGAAAUUGAAAAUAAGCCAACUCAGGAGGAAGAAAAAAUUAAAGAAGUUCCUAUUAAUAUUAAAGAUUCUAAAUCCAUAAUUGAAAAAAUAAAUAAUGAAACAAUUAUAAUUGAAGAAAAAGAUCUUGAAGAAAAAAUAGAAAUUCCUGUUGAAAUUAAAUCCAUAACGAAAGAAGUUGAAGAUAAAACAGUUCUGUUUGAAGAAAAGGUUGUAGAAUCUGAAAAAUCAUUCAAAGAAGUUCCUGUUAAAAUUGAUUAUUCUAAACCCCAAGAAGAAAUUAAAGUUGGAGAAAAGGUAAUGGAAAAACAAGAAACAAUUGUAGAUGAAGAUUCUAAAUCUAAAAUGGAAAGCGUUGAAGAUAGAACAAUUCUUGAAGAAAAGAUCAUAGAAUCUGAAAAAUCAAUAGAAGUUCCUGUUAAGAUUAAAGAUUCUAAGAAGAUAGAAAAAGAAGUUCCUGUCGAAAUUAAAGAUUCUAAGUCAAAAACAAAAGAUAUAAACCCAUAUUAUUUCACAGAUUUAGUAAAACCUUAUUGGUUCAAUUAUCGUCCUUAUAUUAAGGCAGAAAUUGAUUUCUAUAGGCAUUUCAAGAUAGUAAAAAUAUUAGAAGAAAAUGUACCUGCUUCUGUGUUACCAAGAUCAGAUAGUAUUGAAAGAAUUGUUCAGGAAUCAAUCAUGAAAAAACCUAAAGAAGGAGAAAAGAAAAUAGAAAGUGCAGAACAAUCUGAGACUGAAUACGCAAAACAUGCAUCUCAGGAAAUAAUUAAGGAAAAAUCUAAAGAAAUAGAAAAGAAAACGGAAGAUACAAAGGAAUCUGAAACAGAAUACAGAAAGCACAUACUUCAGGAAUCAAUUGAAGAAAAAUCUAAAGAAAUAGAAAAGAAAACGGAAGAUACAGAGGAAUCUGAAGCAGAAUAUCGGAAGUAUGCACUUAUUGGAGAAACCCUUAAAUAUCCUAUUAGUACGUUUUAUAAAUUAGAAUCUGAAUGGGUGAAAUCUAAGCUGAUUCAAGAAAAAGAGGUCACACUUAUUCCUGUAGAAGAAUCUGAAUCAACAAAUGCUGAAAUUAACAAGGAAAUUAUUCAAAUUUAUGAAGAAGAAAAAUUACCAAUAGAAUUAAAAGAAUUAGAAGAGGUCAUAUCCACUUCUGUAGAAGAAUCUAAACUGACAGAUGUUGAAGUAAAAUCACCAAUAAAAUUAGAAGAAUUAGAACUCAAAAAUGAAGAGGUCAUACUCUCUCCUGAAGAGGAGUCUAAAUCAAUAGAUAUUGAAAUUAAAAAGGAAAUUAUCGAAAUUUAUGAAGAAGAAAAGCCAGCAAUAAAAUUAGAAGAAGAUAAAAAGAUUAAUAUUGAGAAAGAUACCAUGAAAGUUAUCGAAGAAGUUACUACAGAAAUUAAAUCUACAGAUAGAAUUUUGGAUCAAACAGCAGCUCUUAUUGAAGACGUAACUAAAGAACUUGAUAUGAUAAAAAAGGAAGAAGAGCAAAAUAAAAUUGUAACAAUUGUAGAAGAAAGAAAGAAAGAAUUUGAAACUGAGAAAAAAGAGCAAGUAUCCGAGAAAAAAUCAAAAACGGAAAAAUCAAAGAAAGAAAAGCAAUCAAAAGGUGAGAAAUCGAAGAAUAAGAAAAAGGAGAUUUCAUCAAUUAAAGAACAUGAAAUUGAGAAAAAAGAUACUGUUGAAACAGAAAUGACACAAAUUAUAGAACAAUUUACAGAGGUUAAAAAAGAGGAAAUUAAAGAGGCUCCACUAUCGAUCAAAGAACUUGAGGAGAAAGAUACUACUGAAAUAGCAGAAUUAUCACAGAUUAUGGAACAAUUUACUGCAGAAAUUAAGAAAAAAGAAAUUGAGGAGAUUUCAUUAUUACCCAAAGAAUCUGAAAUAAUUGAGAAAAAAGAUAUUGAUAUUGAAAAAGAUAUCGAAACUUCAGAAUUAACAAGAACGAUGGAAGAACUUAUUACUGCGAUAAAAGAAAUUUCAACAGAUGAAAUUAUUGAUCAAAAAGAAGAGAAAAAGAUGGAAAAAAAUAUUACAACGGAAGAACUAUUAACCACAUCACAAUCAAAAACGGAAGAAGAAGGAAAACCUGUGAUAAUAUCUCCAAAAAUAGAAAAAGUAGGAAAAGAAACAAAAUCAGAAAAAAGCAAAAAGAAACAGAGGAAACAAAACGAAAAGAAAGAAGAAAUUCCAGUUCUAGAGAAUCCAAUUGUAACUGAACAAGAAAAUAUAGAAAAGGAAGUUGUUGAGAAAUCUAUUUCUGAAAAGAAGAAGACUUCUAAAGAAUCUAAGAAAAAAGAAGAAGUUAAAGAACCAUCGAAAGAAGAAAAAAUUAUCACAGAAGAACUGAAAUCGUGUUCCUUAGAAAAAGACAUUGAUAUUGUAACUGAAAUAACAGAAACCGAAAAAUUAGUUAAUGGUAAAACAAUAGAGAUAAUAGAUUUAGAUGCAAUUCAAUCUUCAACAAAAGAAGAAAAAACUAAACCUAUAGAGAAAUCUAAAAAAGAAGAAACCAAAACAAAAUCUGGAAAACAGAAACAAUUCAAGGAGAAAACUGAUAUUAAAGCUACUCCUGAUAAAGAACCAAAGAAACAAGAUAAACAGGAAAAUAGUUCUCCAGAUUCAAAGAAGAGACGUGAAGGAAAAUCUAAAAAAACAAAUGAUAUCCCAACAUCAAUGUCUCAAGAAAUUGUGAGUGAAAUUUCUCCAGAAGAGUUUAAAAAGGAAGAGAGUCAAAUAGAAAUAAAAGAAAUAUUACAAGAAGAAAUUCAGCCAUCGGUGUGUACCAAAUCAUGGGCAUCAAUUGUUAGCAUGAAAGGAAAUACAGAAACAACUAAUAAUUCUACAGAUAUUUCGAAAGUAACAUCUGAAGAAUCAAUACCUGAAACUCCAAAAUUAGAAAAAAUAGAAAAAAUGGAAGAAAUUAUACCUGAAGAAUCGCAGAGUCCACCAGCACAUCAAAAAUGGGUGAAACACCAAAAGAAAAAAGAUGCAAAACAAGAGAAGAAUGUUACUGAGAUAAAAGCCUCUUCUAUCAAUAUUGAAAAUGAAGGAGAAAAAGAGAUAAUUAUUGAAGAAUCACAAGAAUUGAUCACAAAAGACUCGAACAAAUCUUAUGCUCAAGUGGCUGCUUCCAACAAAAGGACUUCUCCACAAUUUAAUCAAGAAGAUAUAAUAAUUGCUAAACCGACUCCUAUUAAUCAAAGCAUUGAGAAAAAAGAAAUUGCACAGGAAGAAGCACUAAUAAUCACAGAAAUUGAAAAUGUCAAAGAAAUGAUUAAAUCUGAGGAAGAGGUAAUAAUGGAUAAAAAGUUUGAUGAACUAGUUAUUGAAAAAGAUGUCUUUAAAAUGGAAUCAACUUCAUGGGUAGAAGAAAUCGAGAAAGAAGCAUUAGAAGAAGAAAUUGAUUUUAAAUCUUCUAUUCAGGAUAUUGAAUCUCCGCAGAAAACGAAAGAUUCGUGGGCUGCUAUAGUUGGAAAAUAUGUUGAACCACCAAAAAUUUCAUCACCUACAGUGAAAAAAGAGCAAAUUAUCGAGCAAAAUUUAUAUCCUCAAGUACAAAUCCAUGUGGAACAAGCUCCAGAACCAAUACCCAUUGAAGAAGUAGUUCAAGUAGACGAACAAGGUUUCAUAGAAUUUUUAAAUCGAAAAGAAUUGCGAUCUAGACGAUCCAGAUCACGAUCCAGAAGUGCCAGACGAGAUGAUGCAAAGCAAUCGAGUGAUAAACCUAUAAUUCCUGAAGAAAUUUUAGCAGUAGAACAGAAAGAGGAAAAUGCAGAGAAAAUGGAAGAGCAAAAGAAAAAGGAGGCAAACAAAGGAAAAGAAGAAAAAUCUAAGAAAGACAAACGUAAGGCAAAGACAAAUAGUGCGGAUCGUAAUCAAAGUAUAACGAAAGAGGAACAAGAAAAAGAGAAAAGUAAGACAAAGACGAAUGAAAUCGAGGAAAAGAAAAUAGAGGAAGAAACGAUAGAAGAUUCAAUUGAGCAAGAUAAAACCAACCAAUCAAAAAAGAAAGGUAAAGGUAAAUCGAAAAUAAAAGAAGCUGAAAAAGAAAAAAGUAAGGAAGAAAUUGCUGUUGAAAAAAUUGAGAAAAAGGCUGAAGAAAAGAUAGAAAUAAAGAAAGAAAAGGAAGAAUUGCAGAUUAUUGAGUUUGAAAUUCCAGAAGCAGAUAUGGAAGUAAAUACACAAAAUAAGAUUGCAGAAAAAUCGAAAGUAGAAACAAAAGAACAAUCCGGUGGUAAGAAAAAUAAAAAAUCGAAAAAAGGAAAAUCUGAUAAGGAACAACCAAAACACGAAUUUAAAGAUAAGGAACAAGAUAAGCAAAUAGAUAAUGCUCAGACAACAGAACUAAAGUUAGAACUAAAAUUAAAAGAAGAAAUUACGAAAGAAUCAGAAAUUAAAAAUCAAGAAGAAACAAAAGAAAAUAUAAUAUCUGAAAUUGAAUCUAAAGAAAUUCAAGAAAAAUCAAACGAAAGUACGAUAUUUGAAACUGAAAAUGAACUUCUUCAAGAAACAAAAUCUGACAAACCAAUGCAAUCAGAAAAACGUAAAAAGAAAUCCAAAGAAAGAAAAGCAGAAAUAGCACCAAAACAAAUCACUGAAACAGUUAUUGAAGAAAAUAAAGUAUUAGAAUCUGAAAUGCAAAAAGAAAUAUUAAAAGAACAAUCAGAAGCAAAAGAUAUUCAAGAUAUAAAAGCAACUACUGAGUUUAUUCAAGAAAUAAUAUAUGAAAAACCAGCUUCUUCUGGAAAACGUAAAGGAAAAUCAAAGGAAAAGAAAAAAGCAAUUAUUACAGAAACAGCAAUUAAAGAAAAGGAAGUAUCUAAACCUGAAAUCAAAGAAAUAUUAAAAAAGGAAUCAGACAUUGAGGAAAUUAAAGAAAUUAAAGAAAUUGAGGAAGAACUAAAAACAAUUAUGAAAUCUAAAGAUGAAUAUAAGUAUGAGAUUGUUCAAGAAACAAAAUCUGAAAGAUCAGAACUUUCAGAAAAAAGUAAGGAAAAAUCUAAGGAAGAGGAAGUCACUAAAAUUAAAGAAAUUAAAGAAAUUAAAGAAAUUGCAGCAGAAAUUGCACUAGAACAAAUUACUGAAACAUCAAUUGAAAAGAAUAAAAUAGUUAAACCAGAGAUCAAAGAAAAAAUAUCAGAAAAAGAAUUAGAAAUUGAAGAAGACAAGGAAGUUCAAAAAGAAAUACAAACAUCUAUAAAAUAUGAAAUUGAAAGUAAGCCUGAAAUUGUUCAGGAAACAAAAUCUCCAAAAAAGCGUAAAGGAAAAUCUAAGGAAACGAAAGUAGAAACUGUAUCAGAACAAAUCAAUAAGAUAUCAAUUGACGAAAAUAAAUUAUUUGAAUUUGAUGCUAAAGAUAAAAUAUCGAAUCAAAUAAUAAAAGAAGAAGAAGUAAUUAAGCAGGAAAGAGAUGAUACUAAUCACAUUAAACAGGAUGUUACUGUAGAGAAUGAAAUAGAAACAAUUACGAUAAUAUCUGAAAAGCUGAAAGAAAAGGAAAACUCUGUAAAAGAAUCAAUAGAAUUACCACAAACAAUCGCUAAAGAAAUUUCAGAUAGUAAAACAGAAACAAUAGAAGAGAAAGAGGAAACAAAAAUUGAACAAGCAAUAGAAACAGAAGACAAAUCUAAAGUUUCGAAAAAAGAAAAACGGAAACAAAAGAAAAAAGAAAAAUCAGCUACAAGAGCAACUAGCCAAGAAAAAUUGAAAAACGAAAAAUCAGAAGCGAUUUCGCAAGAGCAAAAAGAAGAAAUAAAUAUGAUAUCCAAAACGUUAGAUGAAUUAAAAGCAGAAGAAAUAUCUACAGAAAUUAUUUUAACUAAUGAAACCAAGGAGAAAAAAGACACUAAUGAAAUAUCUAAAGAAAUUGAAAAAUUAAUUCUUUCUGAAGUGAUUUCUGAUGAGAUAAAACUUGUACCAGAAACUAUGCCUAUUCCAAUACCUAAAGAAGAAAUAAAAGUAAUUAAAGAGAAAAUAGAAUUAUCAAAGUCAAUUGAAGAACAAGAAAUAAUUUCUGAUGAAAUAAGGCUUGUUCCCGAAACUUUGCCUAUAUCAAUAUCCAAGGAGGAAAUAAAACCAAUUAAAGAGAUAGCAGAAUUGCCAAAACCAACUAAAGAAAAAGAAAUAUUUUCUGAGGAAAUCAAACCAGAAAUUAUCUCUAUACCAAUAUCUGAAGAAAUACAUUCUAUUAAAGAGAAAACAGAGUUGCCAAAAGUAAAAGAAAAUGAAAUUUCUGAUGAAAUGAAACUUGUUCCAGAAUCUUUAUCUAUAUCAAUAUCCAAAGAGGAAAUACAACCUAUUAAGGAAAUAAUAGAGCUGUCGAAACCAAUUGAAGAAAAAGAAGAAAUUAUAAAUAAAAUAAAAGACAUUGAAGAAAAAGGAGAAAUAAUUAAACCAGUGAUAGAUGAAGACAAAAAACAGGAAGAGUCGUCAUCUAAAAAAUCUAAACGCAAGAAUAAACAAGCAAAAAAAAGUAAGCACGAAGAAGCAGAAACGGAAAUAAAAUCUGCGGAUGAAGAUCUACUAUCAUCAAAGAUUGAAAAAAAUAUUGAAAUAUUAAACACAGGUUCUUCUACUCCAACUCCAGAUACUCCAAAGGAAAUCCCUCAAAUUGAAGAAAAGACAUUGAACGUAACGAUAUCUGAACAGAAAAUAGAAGUUAAUGAUAUAUUAACAAUUGAUGACAUUAAAAAAGAUGAAAAAGAAAUUAAGAACACAACAGAGCAGGAAAUUGUUUUUGAAGAAGAAAAGAUACUUUCGAAAACUCAAGAAGAAAUUGAAUUUAAUUUACAGAAAAUUGAAGAAACACCAUCGACUUCUCCUAUAAAAAAGAAAGUUACGAAAGAAGAAAAAUCUAAAUCAGCAAAAGACAAAGGAUAUGAAGAUAAAUCUAAAAAUGAUGAUAAAGAAAUUCAUGACAUAAAAUCAUUAACUACCGAAGAAAUAACAGUAGACAAGACUUCUGAAGUUAUAGAAGAUACAGUCAUUCCACUUGAAAUGGAAAAACCAACAGAAAUCAUUGAAUCAACUGAAGUAACGAUAAAUGGUAUAUUGAAAAAAGAAACUGAUGAGAUUGAAAAAGAGACAAUUAAAAUAGAAACAAUCGAAGAGAUAUAUCCAGAAAUUGUGAAAGAAAAUAUAAUUCAAGAAAUCGAUAAAGUCCCAGAACAAUUUAUACCGAUUGAAAAGCUAUUAGAUGAGAUCGAAUCACCCAUAAUAAUAGACUCGAUCGAAUCCCAAUUAGAAACCGAGGAAGAAUUCGAGAAAUGUAUAUCGAGCGAACCAGAAAUAGAGACGGUCGAUAUCGUAAUCGAACCAGCAAAACCAAAAGUACAAUUUUACAUAGCCGAUGAAAUUCUAGUUCUAAGUCCCGAGAAAAAGAAACCUGUCCAGACUCCUUUAAUCUUAAAGACCUUGUCAGAACUCAGUAGGUCCAAGUUCCUCUCCCUUGAUAGCGGUUUCUGGCCGGACAAACAUCCUUAUCACGAAGCUGAACGCUAUCUAUUCGAAAACUUGGCUAAUUAUCCAAAAGAAAAUAUUUCGAACGAUACUAAACGCGAUUCUAACGAUCCGGACGAUUUUAAUGGGGAUCAGAAUGAUGGUAAUUUGAAUAAUCGCGGUGGAAAUGGUGGUCCCAUGAAUUCUUUUUUCUUGGGUGGACCUCAUACCGAGCGUUUGAUAGCCGAUCUUCCAGGUGGUAUAGGUAGCUGGAGCGAUUACAGUACUUACUUGUCGAGCGAGAACGAGCAAAGAACGGAUCAGACCACGGAGUUGGUCCAGGAAAAGAUCGAGAAUCCAACGUUAGAUCUAACCCUUCCCUCAGACGAAGUAGUUUCUGAAUUAUCCUCCGUCCACCUCGAGGAUGACCAGUCUAUUUCCAAAUUCGACGAAUUGUCGCUCGAAUCUGUUCCUACGACAUCAGAAAAUUCUGAGGAGAUCAAAUUACAAUCAUUGUCCACUGUCGAAGUGUCUCCUGUCGGUGAACAACCCUCUAAGUUAGAUCACGAGUUUUUUACUGCGGUUGAACGACUAGAAUCCACCUGUUCCGAUCCAUCGUGCGAAUUAUUCCCAAUACCAAAUAUCCCUGACCAUGGUCCAGAUCCCAAGGAAAAUUUAGGUAUUGAAAGAGGAUCGAUGCAGCGGCACACUCCAAUCAUGGAGACGGAGAGAGAGAUGGGGGUAGCUGAGGAUGAGGCUGAAAAGAGGAUACGAGGGAUCAAGGACAUCAUACAGGAACGCCUAAUGGUUUUACAAUUGAGUCUUUCGAACUUAAAAGGAACUUACUUACCACGAGAUAACAUAGACACUAUGCUCUCUGCACUCACGAAUUUAAUAACGGAGCUUCAAAGUUAUGAUCAAGAGACGCAUCACUUGGAAGAGGAAUUGCAUAAAAUACCAGCCGAUUUAGAGGCUCAAAAGCUUCUGUCCAAUCUAGAAGAAAUUCAGACUAAAAUUACAACCCUGUUGACACAAGCGGAACAAGGGCGCGCCACCCUUGAGGGUGCACGUGGACAACAAGAGCAACGCGGCCACGACAUUCACGCGUACAAAAAAUUCUUGGAUGAAACAGAUAGUUGGUUAAAAGAUAUCGUGGCUAGUAUGAAACAGGAACCACCGAUCGCUACGAACAAGGCUUUACAGGAUGAGUUGAGCAGUCACGCGCAGCGGGUGUCGGAGCUUGAAUCUUUGCCAGAGAUCAGCACAUUGGCAAAAGUCCUGAAGAAUGCGUUGUUGGAGGUGAUGUCGCGUCUGCAGCAAAGGCAGCAGGAGGUUCGCGACGAAGAAGCGCGAGCCGAUGAAACGUCAGACCGAGACGAUGCUACCCUCGAUCAAGCACCCUCGAUUCAUUCUUCCCUCGAAAGUAGUAUGCCAUCUUUAGCUGACGUUUCCUUGCAGACAGGACAGAGUUUGUUAGCCAACGAGAUCGUCGAGAAACCGCAACAACUCACCAAACAAACGUCCACCAAUCAAAUUCCAAUCGCGACAGAAUGUCACUCGUUGACUACCCAAACCGUGGACACAGUACACCCUGCCAUGGAGAGCAUCCAAACCCAGGAAACGAUAAAGAUUCUAAAAACCACGGAAGGUGAUCACGACGUUAUCGAGAUAGCCACGAAGAACGUGCCAACUUCCGCUCAGGAAAUCGUUCAAGAUCGUCCCGAGCAAAUAACCGAAGACAUCGUUGUUGACAUGAAAUAUCAAGAUCCCACGAACACUGACAACACCACCAGUGAAUUAAACAUCGUCCACGCUGCCCCACAAUCGUUCGAGACCGUUUUGGUCGAACCUGACGACGUGAUUACCGAAGUGGUGGUAGAUGAAGAUGGUUCUAAGAGGAUAAUAGUAAGGAAAUUGAGGCGAACCACGAUGACUAAUAGACAAACAACUCAACAACAUCUGUCUUCGACAUCCACCGCCAUUGGUGACGCUCCAUCCGUGGUGCAGGCUUUCUCAGAGGCUACCAUGAAAGAUCAGCAGGUCACUAUAACUACCACGAAGCCGGAUGGUACAAUAGAAACUGUUACGAAACAGAUCCAUGGAGGAAGAGUGGCCACCGGUACACCUUUCAAAGACGUGAACGUGGAUGAAUACGAGUCAUCUCCGCAAUACAUGCACACGGUGACUCAAGGCCACAUUCGAGACAUCAGUCCUCAACCAUUCGAAGAGGGAAUUUUAAUGGAAGGUGGAGAAUAUCGGGCAAAGACGUCUAGCGUGCACGCUGUGGUGCAACAAGUAACUAGAAGAGUGGUUAGAAAGACUAAAAGAAUUAUCAGAAAGGUUACUAUCAUCGAUGGUAAGGAAACUGCCACUGAGGAGAUAAUAGAGGAGCCCGAGGAAGUGGAGAUCGAUGAAAAGAAUAUUCCACACAUAAGUAUCAAUGUGAUUAAACAAGAGGAACAGAGAAAUCUUAAUAAAGAUGAAGAGAAGAUUGAAGAGAAGGCUCCAGAUCGCGUCGUGGUUGAGGAUGUUACUGAGAAAGAAGAUAAAGAGGACAGAGAUUCGAAAAUGGAAAAAGUCGUUACCGAUGAUAUACCUAUGCAAGGACCAUUCUUUGGUGCAUUUGCUAAAGAUAUGCACCCAAGCACGACCUACUUAGUAACAGAGAGAGAGGAGCCAUUGCCUGACAAGAAAGACACUCUUACAAAAGAAAAGAAGGAGAAAAAAAUUGAUAUAAAUGUUCGAUCAGAGAAGGCUCUGGAAAAUCCACUGGAAUUUUCAGACAUUCAAGAAUCCUUACAAGGUCUUGAAGAAUCUUUAUUACAGAGUGAAAAAAGCGACAAAUCAUUAAAAGCAAUCGAAAAGAAAAUUGAACCAACUGAUAAAUACGAGCACGAGCACUUUUUGGUCGAGGUAAAUGGCAAAAAGUUCCUUCAAUCGACCAGCCAGGCGUUUAUCGAUGCUGAAGUGUCGGCUACUUUGCAGAGCCCGAGUCAAGAGAUCAAGAUACGAGAGUCACAAAUACAGGAAGAGUUAACCAAAUCUUCGAUCGAAUCUAUCGUGUCAGAGGACUCGACGAGCGUGACUAAAGGGACUUGUAAGUUUAUCGAUGCACCAGUAAGCAGAGAAACACCCCGUAUCGAGGUAGAAGAUCGCACGGUAGAUGUAGAAAAGCACCAUGACAUUAGAGGCACCGUAGAUGUACCUGUCCUAGAAGAAAAGUCUUCGAUAGAAAAGUGGAUGAAAGAGAAAUCAGAAUCGUUGACAAAAUUAGCUUCGACGGAGGUACAAAAGAGAGUUCACGUUUCAGAAGAACGACCAAUUCAGUUCGAAGAGAUAUUUCCUUCGACUUCAACACCAGCCGAGAGGAAAAGGCACGUGGAACUGGAGGCAUUACCGAUUGACGUGAAGCAGCAGAUAGUGAAGAAUUCUUUCGUUCCAGAGAUCGAUUAUUCGAUCGAUGAUUACAUGGACGAGGCACUGAAACCGGAAUACAAACCCAUCUUUCAUAAAGUAGAAAUAUCUCUGGCUGUAAAGAGGGAAGGUGAAGAGAUGCAACCUAUUGUGUCUGUGAAAAGUCAAUCUGAACCGGAAGCGGCUCCUUAUCGCUUAGUGAAGGAAGAUGUCGACAUCAGACUUCCGGCAGACAAAGAGAGCAUCUCGGUGAUUCACGACAAAAUCGUUCAAACAUCUCCACCAAUGAUUGAAGCUAAAGUUAUCGGUUUAGAUAAGUCUGUCGGUGGUUCAGAGAAAGAAAUUGUCACAUCGGACAAGUCUGUCGUCACGUCUGAGAAAGAGGAGACUGACAAAUCGAUCGUCACUUCGGAAAAAGAAAUCGUCACGUCUGAAAAAGAGGAGACUGACAAAUCGAUCAUCACCUCGGAAAAAGAAGAAAUCUCUGAUCAUGUCGUCACGUCGGAGAAAGAGGACGAAUGUCUGACAGAGCCUACGGUAGAACCAGAAGCAGAGGCAAUUAUACAAUUGGACAAGAAGAUCGAAAAACGGAUUGAAUCACCUAUGCUGUCCACGGAAACGAAAUCGAGCGUUUCUCUAGCGUCCAACAUUGGAGACUCGAUGGAAAUCGAUGUGCCGUUGUCCGAUUCGUCGAGGCACGCGAGCGAAGCACCACAACCUGACAUCGCGAAAAUGUUUGAAUCUAGGGAAGUAGAGUUGUAUUUGAAAGAGGAAACAUCGGAAGGGGAAGAUGGCUACGAGGCGGAUAGAACGAUCGUGACGACUACACCGGAUGACGAAACUGUGACGAAAACGAAGAGGAGGAAGAAGAAGAAGCAGAGGGUACGAAGUUGUAAGGACGAAGAGCAAACCGAAUUCCCUAAGACAACCACCGAUGAUGGAGAAUUCACGGACGAUGAGACGCUGGCAGAGAGCGAGGAUGCAAAAGCUACGAAGAAGAAAAAGAAGAAAAAGAAACGGGAAGAGAUUGACUUCGGUAAAGAAAAAAUCGUUCCAACCAUGAUCGUGGCAGAUACUCAAACUCUUCCUCGAGAAUUCAGUGUCUCCAUUGCUACGUCCCCGAAACAGGAAGAGGUUUCAGAAAUUUAUAUUCAAACGUCGCCCCAUUUAUUGGAAGAUGUUAAACUGAAAAUCGAAGAGAUUCACGAAGAGGUGCAAACUUCUCCUCCAAUUUCGCUAGAAGAAUCGGAAAAACCUGAAACACCCAAAGUGAAGGAAGUUCACGCGGAAAUGCAAACUUCUCCAUUGCCUGCUUCGGAUUUCGGCAUGCAAACUGUACCGGAAGAGAAAGAAUCAGAACCUGAGAAACCGAUUAUACAACACUCGGAAAUGCAAACAUCGCCAUUACCAGCUUUAGAUUUUAGUGGUCAGACUGUGGAGGAAGAGGCGCCCAAAAUAGAAGAAAUAAGUACUCAGACCAUGGAAUCACCUGUCAAAAAAAUGGAAGAAUAUGCUGUUCAAACGAGUCCAGUCGAAGAUAUCAAGCCAGAAGUUGUUCCGAUCGAAACCGAGGAAAUUCAAGUUCAAACUGUGGCUACAGAAGUAGCUUCCAUCGAAGCACAAACAUCGCCCACCGCGCCAUCCAUGGAAAUUGAAACGCAGACCGUGGAAAAAGUCGUGGUUGCCGUUGAACAACAAACCACUCCACCUCCAAUAGAAGAAAAGAUUCUAACUGGAAUAGCUGUUCAAACGGUAACUCCUGAAGUACCCAAGACCACAGAAACGGAAGCACAAACUAGCAAACCGACCACUCCGGAAAUAACUACGUUGGACUUCAAUGUGCAGGCAGAUCUAAUAGAACAGCCCGUUGUCGACGUAGUGGAAACUCAAACGACACCAGAGGAGAGUCCACGACAAGCGGAAACUCACGAAACUGAGUCACAAACGAUUCAACCGGAGCCAACUCAAGAAAUCAUGAUUCAAACUUGUCCAGUUACUUUUGCUCCGGAGAAAGUGGAGGUUUGCGAGUUAUCUUCUCAGACUAGCAUGGAAGAGGUGAAGGAAUCGAUAGAUGAACAAUCUCAGACCAUGACCCCGGAGAAGAUAGAAACGUUGGAUAGUUCGGUACAAAUAAAGACAAGCGAAUUAAUAGAACAGAUAGAAGAAAGUGUGCAGAUCAUUCCUGAAACACGGGAGGAAAGUGAGCAAACGAGUAUCGAAGAGAAGAAACCGUUGUUGGUGACGUCUUCUCAACAAACAAACGGAGCACUGCAAGUUGCCGAAUCGGAAAAAGAAUUUGUAGUGGAGGAUGAGGAAGGUAACUUGGUGGAGGCCAUGAUAGAUGAGGUUGACGCGUCAACGGAGAUAAAGGCACCUCUGAUACUUACAGAAAUUCCAGUAGCACCUGAUGUACAAGUACAAGAAACUAAGGAGUACAUGGAUACGAAAAUUGAGAAAGUAACAGAACCGGUGUCUGUUAUUGAGGAGCCUUUAAAUAAAAUAGAAGAGCCAAGGGAUGAGAGCUCACAGGGUAUCUCUGAUAUAACGGAGCCUAAGUCGGAAAGCGAAGAGACGAUGGUGCCUUCGUUGGAGGAGACGGAAACAGCGGACGCUGAAUUUGAGAUUCGUUUGCAGGCAACCAUAGAAUUGUGCCCCGACGAGACUACAGACACUACUAGUAAAUUAACCGAUACUUCGCGAGACACGACUAUUACCGAAGAUCUAAGUAUCACAGGAAAAGUAGAGGACAGUAGCGUGGUGAAAAGACAGAAACGUAAGAGGAGACACAAAACUAUUGAAAUUUCGGCGACGAGUGAAAAGGAUCUGGAAUCCAUAUUCGGACAGCCUGUAGAAUCGAAAGAUGUUUCUCUGAAAUUGUCUUAUUCCGACGUUGCUAAGAAAAAUGUGAGUAAGGAGAAGUCGCCUCCUAGAGAAGAUGUUGAAAAAGAUGUUGAAAAGGACGAGUCUAUACGGAAGGAAUCUCCAGAAUUUAUAGAAGAAAGUGUGAAAGAAGCUGAAGAAAAAAUAGAGACAGCUGCCAUACCGCUGUCGAUAGCAACGGAGCCAAUAGUCGUUAAAGAGAUUCAGGAUGUAUGGACUUUGGGUAAAGAAAAGAUAGUCUCGCCUAUGGAAUCAGAAGUACAACAGAUGCCAGGAAUAAGUACUCACACGCCUUCCCCUGAACCAAUGGACACGACGGAGGAACCAUUUUCUCCUGUGGAAUCAAUUCCUCAAGAGGACGAUCGACCCAGGAUUAAAACUUAUGCGGAUAUUAUCAGCGAAUCUUCUAAGAAACCAGAAAAAGAUCAACCUUCAACGUGGGAAUUAUCUCAGCACGUUGUCCCGCAAAAAGGAGCGAGUUCAAAAGCUUUCUUGAUAGCUGAGAGUGCAGAAUACGAGCCCCAACAUCAGAUCACGCAAAGCAGUCAAACGACCAAAGCGAUCUCUGAUCGAAUGCAAAGUUUUCUAAAUGCCAAACAAUCUAGUCAUCUUGGAAAUAUCCUUCAUAUCGCUCAUCUGGACAAAGUGGCGAAUGAAAAAUUGGCCGAAGAGCGCGCUGCUGACAUAAGGAAAGAACUGUCUCACUUGAGGAACGCUGCUCAAGAGAAAGAUGCGAUCACCGUGGAGGAAACUCUCGUUGUCAUCGUGGACACGAUUUCCACUUGGUUGGAGACGAUCGAGUACAGAAUCUUCUUGAGCAAAGAGUGUCCUACGGGUCCUUCUCACGAUGAUCAGACCUAUGUCGAACUGAGAGACGAAGUGGAGAACGUGGAGGAGAAUAUUCAAGAGCUGAAUAACGUUUGGAAAUUAGUGGAGAUGAAUUAUCCGAGAGAAGAUCGUAAUAAUUUGCAGGAAUGUCUCGAUGCUCUCAUGCAUCAAGUUAAAAUGAUCGAGGACGCGACCGACGAUGGGGAGAAAUAUCUUACGAACGAGCUUGCUAGAUGGGAUGAAUUCGUAAACGGAGUGUACAACAUGUACAGAUUAAUCGAGGAACAACGAAAACAUCUAAACAACGUAAUCGAGCUCGAGACAUCCACGAAAUGGAAGCUCGAAGAGCUCGAUAAAUUAGAGAAUAUGAAUCAAUGUCACAUGUGGAAAACCGCAUCGUUGCUCACCGUAUCUCACGAAUUGUUGCGAGAUUAUCCUGGAAAGCACAUCCCGGAAGAGACUUACGCGGCUCACGAGAUGACUAAGAUAAUCGAGCAUGGGAUAUGCAUCGAACGUGAACGACUUCUUCAGCUACUCGCCUUGGCCGAAGAAUACGAGCAAACUUUGCGAGAAUUCGCACAGAUCACCGAGAUCGCGGAGAACUUGUUAGAGAGUCCUAUCUCGGUGAUGAGUUUGGAACAUUUGCAGGAGGAGAUGCAGAAGCACAGAAAAUUCUUCGUGAAUUUGAAUCAUUGUCGAGGAAUCCUGGAAUCGUUGGAAGGCAAUCUUGAUCCGGAGACGAGAACCAAAUACUCGGAUCUUCACGAAGAGCUGCACAGUAGGGCUAUAUCGUUGUUGGAUCAGGCCGCGUCUAGAGCUCAGCAAAUGGCUCUUGCAGCAUCCAGAUGGAUUCUUUUAGAACAGGGAGUGAAGGAGGAGAGAGGAUGGCUACAAGUUGCUCAUCAACGAGUACCUGAUCUUCAAACAGUGACGUCGUCGGAUUACGAUCAAUAUAUCUCGUUGUAUCAGUCUCUGGCAACGGACGUUGCAACGCAUCACGCAAGACUUAUUCAGCUUUUGAACGUAGCGCGAAGUCUCGAAGAAUUAGUGAAUAUCGAGGAUCCCGAGGAUCGUUACGGAGAAGCUUUAGACGUGAUCGUAAAACUUCAAGAUAACGUGGAAUCGUCGUUAAGGAAAUUGCUGUCGUUCAAAGAGAGUUGGGCUAAUCAAGAAAUGUUGAUGAAUCGAUUGGAGAAUUGGAUGACAUCGGUGGAGAAGGAAUUGAAUAAUUUGCGUGAUCCUUCAGGGGGUCACAUACGUCAAUUCUGGGAACUGAAAGCGCAAUACGAGGUCCACAACAACAUUCGAGAGGAGGCCAACAACAGUUUCGAGCAAGCCCUGAGAAUAAUUCCCUUAUCGGAUGAAAUGUUGCAAAGACAGUUCCAUUGCGAGCUCCAAGAUCGCUGGAACGACGUGACUCAACAGAUCAACACCAUCCAAGAACAAGUGACUCGAAACAUCUCUUCCGAAGAGAUAUCGUCCAACGAGAAAUUAAAAUUACUCGAGAGAGAAUUGAACGAGUUACGAGUGACGAUCGAUGGAUUCCACGGUGUUUUGAAGACGGAGGAGGAGCUGGAUCUCUAUAUCGAACGCUUGACAGUCUUGUUUGACAGGAUCUGUUUGAUCCAAGACGAAUUAGGUCGCCUGGGUUUACUUCCUGUGGCGGAGAGCGAGAAGGUCGGUGUGUUGCUGUCCUCGGCUCGCCGAAUAGAGAGUCAAAUAAGCGAGGAAUUGGAUGCAGCGCAGUUGCUUAGGGAAAGGCUUCAGGCAAUUCAGCGUGGCCUCAGCCGUAUUAGAAAAAUCCAUCAACGGCAAUCAUCUAUAUUGGAUCAAUGCGAGGGAAGCGAACGACAGGGAAGUGACGUGGUCGCAGCUGCCGUGGAUCGAUGUCAAACGGUAGCUGACGAGCUUGCGGUCUUGUGGCAGGAUAUUAUGGGUCUCAGACAAUUAUUGCACACCCUGCCCACCGUGAUGAGAGUCUCGGUUUCUCCGGUCAGCGUGGAACGAGACAUUUCGAAUCUUCAAGAUGCUCAUACCGAUCUGGAGUCCAGAUGCUCGAGAUUGUUGGCGUUAUUGAAGAACAGGCUUGCCCUGUGGAGAAGAUUCGAGAAACAGCUGGAAAUGGUGCAGCAAUCGGUUCAAGAGGCUGAUUACAUGAUGGAGUUGUUAACCGUGCAAGGAUCUGUCGAUUACGACAGGCUGCUGAAAGCUACCGAAAGGCUAGAGGGUCUCAGCGGUGAUUUGGGUGCGCGAGAAGUUCUCAUUGGCGAAUUGCGAGAAGCUGCCGAACCUCUGCGGGAGGGUUGCGCUGCAGAGGUCCGCGAGAAGGUCGAAGCGGCGGUAAAUGAGGCCGUACAGGCCUGGGAGGAUACCAGGGCCGAAUUAGAUGCCCUUUGCACCAAGUAUCAGCACGCGUGCAGAUUGUGGCAACAGUACAAAGACUCGAGUGCUGCGGUUAAAGCCUGGGUGGACACGCAAAUGGACAGCGUCGCCAAUCUCCCACCUGAAGAGGCCGUCAAACACAUCAAGGUUUGCGAGGAGACGAUGGCGGAGCACAAGGAAAGGUUGGCGGAGCUUCAAGGCCUGGUGGCGCAAAUCGCGUCGGACGUCGGGUUGGACGCGAGUGGACCGUUGCACUGCGAAGUGGAGGCACUUGGACAACGUCUCGAGGAUAUCCGUGAAACGUUAUCGUGCCUCGCGGAUGCGGCGCACGCCCGCGCCCUCAACCAGGAGCUCGCACGUGGUGAUUUAUGUCAGACGAAAAAUUUCCUGGAUUCGGUCCAACAGAGCCUGACCGCGGUGGGUCAAGGUGAGUCGAAGGAGCAACUGGAACUCCUCCGCAACCAUCUUCUUGCGCUCACCUGCACGGAACCGCAGCUACAAUCGAUCAAGGAACGCAGCCUGGAGGUAACGACGCAAGAACCGUCGGUUGUCGAGGUGUUGAAACUGUGGCAGAAGGUCUUCAGAGAAACCUUCCAACAGUAUCACCGGUUGUCGGCUCUUCUAGUCAAAACGCAGGAUGGUGCCACUGCCUUGAAACUUUGGCAGGAAUACUUGUUCUACGUACAAGAUUUCCUGUCCAACGAUGUACCCGGCGACUACAACGGUUUGUCGGAACACAGGAACCUCUGCGAGGUUCACCAGAAUCUCUUGACCGAUCAACAGAAUCUCAUUCUCACGGUUCGAGCGGAAGAGGGGGGUAAUCUGUCGAAAACCGAGCAAUUCAACAUUCUGACGAACCAACACAACGAAACUCUGGCCAAGAUCAUGGAGAGGCACGCGGCUGUACGCGACAGAUUGACUGCGUGGGAUCGGUACAAAUUGGAUCAGGGUAAACUCUUGUACUGGCUGAAGGAGAUCGAAAGAGAACGAAGCCAGUUACGCUUCAGAUUCAUCCAAAUACAGAGGUUGGACGAAAUUCUCCAGAGGAUAGAGUCGUUGCUGGACAAGAUACCCGAAGGCGAAGCCCAAUUGGAAUCUCUGCAGAGGCAACAGGAGACACUGCUAGCCAAAUGCGACGAGGCGUUAGCCGUGACCAUUCACAGGGACCACGCAGCCAGCGUACAAAGAAUCAACAAUCUGAGCUCAAGUCUGGAGAUGUGGAGGGAUCACAUCCCGAGGAUACAGAAACGAUACAAGGAGUACGAGGAAAAGUCGAAGGACAUCAAUAGCACGUUCACGGAGAUCGGUCAAGCUUUCAGUACAGCGUUUCACUCGAGUCCUGCUAGUUUGACGAGAACGAAACAGCAAUUGGAAUCUGUACACCAGAUGCAGAACAGAUUGUCCUCGAUGAGCAUAGAUUUGGAAUCCUUGGGCGUGAUGAUACAACAAUUGAGAGAGGAUCUCAGCCCGACCGAUAUAAAAUCGUUGAACGAACAACGGGCGCUUUUCCGGCUGCAGCACGAGGAUCUGGAACAUCAAGCGGCGUUGCUGAUAUGCAGAUUGGAGGAGCGUUGUGGUCUGUACGAUCGGUGGAGGGACAGAUUAGGCAGGUUACUCGCGUGGAUAGGAGAAACUGAGAUCAGAAUUCAGGAUUGCGACUCGCCGAACGAGCCCGAGGAAACUCUUAAAAAAUUGGAAUGCGAGAUACAGUCGGAUAUCGCGUUGAAACAGCGAGAAUUAUUGUGGAUACAGAACACUGGGCAAGAUUUGGUCGAAGUAGCGGAGGAAGAGGAGAGCGAAAGGUUGCAACGAUCCCUGGACGAGUUGAACGAGAGGUGGGAUCGAUUGGUGGCUAUGGGAAAAGCGAGAGCUAGUAAGUUGAUGGACCUGAUGAGGACGAUGAGCACAUUGGAGAAGAGGAUAAACGAGUUGAGGAGCUGGCUGGCCAGCGUUGAAAGUCAAUUGUCGGAGACGUUCGUGGUCGAGGCGAUCGAGCAGAGUUGCAUCGACAAGAAGCUGGACGAUCACGAACAUCUUCAGAAGACGAUCGAGGCGGAAAGCGGAAAUAUCGGCGAGGUGUUGAAUCUCUGCGAGAUUCUGUUGAACGACUGUGAUGCGUGGAAAACGUCUUUCAACAACGCGAUCAAGAGCGGGAUGGAAGGUUUGGAGCGUAGGUGGACAACCACCUGCGUGAAAUCGGCGGAGAGAAAGGGGAAUAUCAUUCUCGCGUGGAAAAUUCUCCAGGAAUUGGAGAAGAUCAGGUUGGAGCAGGAAGGUUGGCUCGCGGAAACGGACAAGGCUCUCGUGGAAUUGGAGAACAACUUGGACGAAAUUUCGAAGGACGAGUCUAAGAAGGCUAUCGAGAAGGCUAGAAGCAUAUCCGAGGACGUAGAGGCGCACGAACCGGUGAUCAAGAUAAUCGAGCAAAACUUUGGGCGUUUAGCUAGAACGGGUUUAGAACCAGAUAACCUGAAGUCGCUUAUCAGCGAGACCAGGCGGCUUAUCGAUAAAUGGCAAACGUUCAAGCCUAGAGCGAAUGCCGUUCUAUUGGCUCUCCAGAAAGGGCAGAAGAAUUAUCGAGACUUUAUCACUGUGCAUGGCGCAGCGGUCGUUGGACUGACGCAAGUCGACGUUCGAUUGACCAGGACGCAACACCUGGCCACGCCGGAACAGAAAGCGUCGAUUCGUCGCAGGCUGCAGCAAUUGAACGAGAUCGAGGAAGAACUUCGCACUCAGAACAUCACGUUGCAGAAAGCGGAUGAAUUGGCGCUUAAGGUUAUGCAAGAAUGUCAUCCGGAUGACGUGGCGAAUAUCCAAGAAUUGGUGGACGAGUAUCAGCUGUUAUGGAAAGACAUCAAGAAGAGAGUGGCGUCGUUAAGAGCGGAAAUAGAGGGACAGGAGAGGUCUGAAGUCGACGAGGCUGUGCAAGUGGAAACGUUGAAAUUCGAACAGGACAGUGCGGUUCAAGUGGACACGUUGCCUAGGUUAUUACGAAUGACUUCCAGCGACGCAUACCUGAUGGAAUUGGAAGCUGCUCUGGUCGAGUGCAACGAUGCAUUGGAUACGUUGCAAUUAGCAAUCGCCCCGGAUCCUGUUGCUGGACCUGGAUUAAAUGCGACUGCUAAAAAUAUCAGUAAAUUAAUCGGAAGCUGUCAAUCGUCGAUCGAACUGGUUCGUCAUUUGCACAGUUUGCUCAUAGAAGAUGGAAAAUUGAGCGCGCAAGCCGCCAAGGCUAACGAGGUGGCUGCGUUAACGGAAAGAUACGAAAAUCUUCUUAUAUUGGCGAGAACGCGAGAACAACAGAUCAGAGAACUCAGGUCACCUAACUCCGACGUUUACACCUCUCCCUGCGAUCACGACAAUGGCAGAUUAACCUGUCCCCUAUGUUCGCGUCGCAACUGGGCCCAACUGGAGAACGAUCUUUGGAGGUUGGAAAAAUGGCUGGAAUUCGCUGAAGGCACCCAAAGCGCGCAACAUUCGCCACCUGGCAAUAUCGAACAAUUGGAGGAUGUGAUACAAGAUCACAGAGAAUUUGUGCUCGAUUUAGACUGUCACGAAAGUAUUCUUGCCAGUCUGAACACCGUUGGCGCGCAUUUAGCCGAUCACACGGAGGAAUUGCUUCGAGCAACGCAACUCAGAGACAGAUUAGCCGUUGCGAAUACGAGAUGGGUGAAGGUUUGCAAAGUGGCUGCACAUUGGCAGGAACAGUUACAGACUGCAUUAAUGUCGAACCAGCAAUUCCAUCGUAUCAUAGAGGAAUUGGUUACCUGGUUGGAGAAAACUGAAGCCAGUAUACGGGCCAGCGAACCGGUCGAUCUGACCGAGUCGCCGGAAAUUAUGACCGCAAAGUACAAUAAAUUCAGGGAAUUGAGAAGUGAUUUGGAGCGAUGCGAGCCUCGAGUUCUGUCGCUUCAAGAGUCAGCCAAUCAAUUAUUGGACGAGAAAGGCGAAACCAGAGCACGCCUACAGGAACUUCGUCUCAGAUUGCAGUCCCUUCGACGGUUAACCGGGAUAUACGCUUUAAAAUUAGGAGCAGCCCUAGGGAUGGAUCCUCGGGACGUUGGACUCGCAGCCACUACCUCUUCUCUCGCUUCCCUUUCACACGAUUUGCUCGACGAAGCUGCCUCUGGAACCGUUCAGCCCCACGACGCACCUGACACACAUGGUGACGAUGGCGAGCGUACGGUAUUGUCUCGGGGAUACCGUUUCCUGGGCCGCGUGUUGCGCGUUUCCCUGCCGAUCCAGGCGUUGAUGCUCCUAUUCCUCGGCGUCGCCUCUCUGGUUCCUUCCGCCGAAGAAGACUACAGCUGCAUGCUGUCGAACAACCUCGCCAGAAGCUUCACGCCAAUGGUCGUGUAUCCGAACGGGCCACCGCCGAUCUAACGAUAAAGAAGCUUAAUCUCGGGCGCGCCGACUUCGCCGGACCCAGACGAACUUACAAUCGCAACAUCCAGAGGAGUCGCGGGAAGCGGAAGCGCGAGAUCACGCACGAUCUGCGUACCUACUUAACUAGUCUGUCGUAUGGCGAUCCGUCGAUGGUAUCGAGCGAUCGAUGAAUGAGAAAAGAUCUGUUUUUUUUUUUUUUUUUUUUUUUUUUUUCUUACAAAUCUUUUCAUCGAUCAGAAUCCCUUCAUCGAGGCAGUCGAGAGCGACGUGAGUAGAAACAGAUAGUAAAACGUGUUCCAUUGUCUCGAUGGGGGGAUAUAUUGGUAAGAAAAUGGUCAAAGACACGUUCCUUCUACAGACGACGAUUUUACACGUGUGAUAACAAUUGUUUGUACUUGUGCGUAGAACACGCGUUACGGACCAAAAACGAUCGUCAUUGUUACGACCCACAGCAUCCGUUUACUUACUCGUUCUGUAAUAAUUAUUGUGAUCUUGGUGCAAUAUUUGCAUAAUAUUUUUCCCUUGUUCCCGAAUACCACGAAGAGUCGAAAAUACAAACGAUUAUACGACGAGAGAACAGAGAAAGAAGAAAGAAAGAUCCACGUACGAAUAACGUACGAUCCUUCGGGUUUGCACGGUUUGUACUCGAUGGAUCCGUUUCCGAUUUUCGAUCAUUUAGCCCGACAUUCCAUGUAACAUUACGGCGUUUGUAUUUAUACGAUACGUAUUGUAGAUAUCGUUUCGUUGACAAUUGAUUAAUUUUCCUUCCUCCCUCCAGUUUUUUUUUUCGUUUGUCUCUAAAAAAAAAAAAAAAAAAAGAAAAAAAAAAAAAAAAAAAANCGAACGAAUGAGCGAGUGUAUGCGAGAGCGCGUGCGGACGAGAGAGAAAUGGAUUAAUGUCACAUGGAAUGCGCGAGAAAAUAAUGUUGACGAUAUUAAAUUAUAUUUACGAUUAUUAACGAAUAUAACGAAUCGCUUGUAUUGUGUGCACACAGAAAAUAACCGCGGAACGAUCAAAGGAAGACGGCAUAAUUAAUGUGUACGUACCGUAGAAUCUUUCAGGGAGUAUCCGUGACUUUUACGUUAGUACGUAACGAAGAAAAUAAAUAUAUACAUACUUGUUCGACUUUAUUUUUUAUACGUUGCGUUUAUAACUCGAGGGAGAGUAGGGAAAGAGCGGUUCGAUUAUGAAAUCGAGAACGAAACGUCCACUGACCGAUUACUUCAACGUGAUCGCUUAACGCGAUAGUCAUUGGUGCUAGUUCGAAACGAUAGAGAGAAACAUAAUAAUUAAUAUUAUAAUACGAUUAUAAAAUAUUAUCAUCGAGAAAUGGUAAACGAAUUGUUUCUUAUUUCCAUUGUUUUUUCUACGAUUCCUUAAGAGAGAAACGAAGAAUGAAAAAAAAAAACGAAGAAACAAGGAUGGAGAGGAUAUAGAAAAAAGACGAAAAAACACACAGAUAUAGUAUCGCAUAAUAAUCGAAGUCGCAUAAUGAACGAAGUUACCGAUGACGCCUCUGACGAGGUGCUUUUUUUUCUUUUUUUUUUUAUUAUUUUUAUCCCUUUUUUUUUCUUUUUUUUUUUUUUUUUGAAAACGAGAACGACACACUUUUGGAUACGCACAAAAGGAUCACGAGUUUAUAUUCGAGGUACAAAAUAAGAGAAUGACUGUAUUUAACGGCCCGCUAGUUUCGCUUCCUAAUUUAUCGAUAUCUUGCUUGCUACGCGACCGAGCUUUGUUAUGUAUUUUUAUAAGGACAGAGCUUUUCGAAGGCGGUGUACAUCUAUCGAUGUAAUGUAAUUACAAUAAAUUGAAACCUAUGCAGAA